CCCUGCAGCCUCCGUCGCAGCUGCAGCUCCGCUCUCUUCGACCAGCGACUUCAACCGGAACACGUGACUGCCGCGCGUGUAUACACGCGAAAGCGCGCCACAGUUUUUUCACUCCCCGAAUCGAGCGAAGGAAUCGCAUUUCCGCCUCCGUUUUUUCGAUCGAGGGUUGGCAACCACGUGCACCUGCACCCGGGACACAACAGCUGCUAGCGCGUUUGGCCGACUUACCACUUGCCUUGUAAAGACCUUGUCCGUGAGUCAACGACUGUGCAUCGCCGUCGAUCUUCGAAAAUUGGAAAUAUUCGUUAUUAUCAUCGGGGAGCGAUGUUUGUUGCAUCGGGUUUGAAGGCGUUAAAUUUCCAAGUUCGAAGGAUGGAUGAAAUAAUUUCGAGAUGUUUGUGAGUGAGUUUUUGAAUUUUGAAAGGUGAAGGAUAAAAGUGGAGUGCAAAAGUGAAGGAUCGCGGUUUCGUAAGGUGAUACGACGUGGCCGGUUUUGAAAUGGUUUCGUUUGUCGUUUGACAAACGUUUGUCGUUUCUCAUCGGUGGUUUAACUAACCCGCGCUUUAUCGUUUAGUUUUGUCACUGAUAUUUCUCGCAUUUCACAAUUUCACAAAUUGGGACCCGAUUUCAAUUUAUUUGCUCGCUCUCUUUUCUUUCUUUCUUUCUUUUUUUUUUUUUCAAUUGAAGAUUCGAUCCGAUAUAUAAACUGCUAAUAUGUAAGUCUGAGGAGGAUCUGUUGGUCAAGGUUUUGGAGGGAAGGAGAAUCACGAACCACGUUCCAACUUUCACUGUGCUCUAUGCUUCUUCGAGCAUGCAAAUUACUCGAGACGCACUAUUCGAAACGCACUAUUAAUCCGAGGGUGGAGGGGAGGGUGGAGGAGGGGAGCAACAAAAUGUCUCCCCGACAGGCGAGAUAAAUCAGGAUCGUGUUACUGUGAACGUGCCGCGGUAUGCAAAACCACGAGGUGCUGCCUUUUUUUUUUUUUUACGCAGUCAACGAACCUGAUCGCGCGUAACACAAUUCUGCCGAUCGUUUGUGAAAUCGAUCGUUCACCCGGCCGAUACAUCUCGCGUUACGUGUUACACGAUGCUCUACUUUCCAUAAAUCACGAGAAUCAAUUGUUACACUCGUGUUUAUCUUCAAUAGAAAAAAAAACUAUUCGUCUCGUUCGAUCCAUUUUAUCCAGUCGAGUUAUUUUCUCCAUGGAAUUUGUUGGAAUGCAAAUUAAUGGAAUUUAAUUAAUUUAUUGAAAAUUAAUUGGACGAUAUAUAUUUUUCGUGAGGAAACAUAAGGAUGUUUGAUAUCGUAUCAAAUAUGAUGCAAUAAAAAGUAUAUAUUGAACGACGUUAAUUUAGUUUUCGUGAAUUAAAAAGAUAUCCUUGAUAUCACUUUUAUUUUAAUAUUUUUGGGCCUCUUGUAUAAUCGUUGGGACGAGAUAUUAUUUCCUCGAUGUAAAUUUAAUUAAUCGAAAAUUGAACGAUGAAGUAAGAGAUUCAGCCAUGCCCACGAAGAAUCUGGAGGUAGUGGAUAUUUUGGAAGCCCUCGAAUCGAAGCUCGCGUACAUUCCAGGAGGACGUGAUCGGGAAGGAAGACCUUUGAUGGUGGUCAAUGUUCCCUCAGAACUUCAACCGACCACGAAGCCAAGGUUGGAAGUAUUGAUCGCUUAUUUUUUGUCCAUUUUUAGCGAGGAGACGAAGAAGAAUGGAUUGGUCUUGAUAGUGGACGCGAGAAAGGGUGCAUGGAGGGUGGCAAGGUCUUGCAUCAGGUUGUCUACUGUACUUCUGGGAGCUUCUGCAGCAUCCGUCAUUGUAGUGCGCCCUGAUGGCUUCUGGGACAAGAGGGUGGAUAGCUGCACGAAAUCGCACAAGGAAGGAGAGCCGACGUACCUCACCCUGACGAGACUCCAGCUCCACGUCGACUUUGCACAGCUGCCGUACGAGCUGGGUGGCAACAAACUUUACGAUCACGUGGAUUGGAUCCAGAAGCGCGUGAAAGUGGAGGAUUAUACCAAGGAUGCAUCGGAUCUCAUCACUAAAAUGGCAGAUCUGCACCGAAGAUUGAUCAGUUUGGAUGGAUUUCGAAUGUCAGAAUCGGACGACGAUUUGGAAUCUUAUUGGGGGAUGAGCAACGAAUUAACAGCUCAUGCACGACACAUUCUUCAAUCAGGAAGAAAUUUAGUCGGUUCGAUGGCCAGAGAAUCUUCGAAAGAUACAUUGGACAGUACAAAAAGAAUUCACGAGCUUAUCGACUCCGUCGAACUGAAGAAGUUGGAUAUCGAAAAUUCUUGGUCAGAAAUGGAGAAGAAUUUGGAUACGGCCAGGGUGAUCGGUGAUCUCGAGAAAGGUGUGUCACGUGUUACAGAUUGGAUCUUGGGACCAGCUGACGCCAUGUUGAACUCUUGUUGCCAGGUUGGAUUUGACGUUUCUUCCUCGGAAGAACUUCGCAGACGUCACGAGGAACUCGAAUUAGAAUGCAGGGAAACUUAUGGACGAUACGCGGAAUUGCUUCACAAGAUUGACAGUUUACCAAGCACGCGUUUAUCCGAGGAUUUGAAAUCUCAGAGGGAUUUUAUGGAUUUCGUGUGCAGAAGUUUUGCAAAUAGACUCGAGAGACGGCGAAACGUGUUAAUCACUUCGCAAAGAUUUUUCAGACUAGUUUCCGAGUACUUUGACCAAACGAGCGAGGUCUUCGAUAAAUUAGUGAUGGGCAAUAGAACUCACGAUUUUUCACAAGCUGGAGCCAAUCUUUUGAAGUUGCAACAAAGCCAAGGAAUCUUGGAAUCUUUGGAACGCGAGUUGGUAAAGGAAGGUGAAAAAUUAUCGGACAUUUUGUCGAUGCCAGUGAAGGACGCGCUUGGACGCGAUGUGCAUGUUGACUAUGGCGAAGAUAUAGUCAAUGUCAGAGAUAUUUUAGAUGCGACGAACGCCAGGAAGAAUAUUUUCAAUGACAGCGUCGAGCUGCAGAAACUCUCCCUAAAGCAGACAGCAUUGAUAUACAUUUACGAAAACGAUGGCGAACAGGCUGUGAAAUGGUUGAACGAUUUGUACAAUGUUUUAUUGAAAAAUCAUAUGGAGAUUGGAUGCAACGCGAUCGAGAUACAGUCCCAGAAAGAGGAGCAUCAAUCGUUUCAAGAAACUGCUAAGGGAACGUACGACUAUGGUUGUCAAUUGGUGAAUGGUGCACGAGUGUUGAGAUUAUCGUGCAGACUGCCGUUGGAAAGUAACGCGAGUCUGUUCUCAAGGCUGAGACAAGCUUGGAAACGGCUUCGAUCCGUUGGCCAGGAACAAUUAACGAGACUGAGAGUGUGCGCCGUUUUCCACAGAAGCGUCGAAGAUCAUUGUUCCAAGCUGCACGACUUGAUAGAGACCGUGGUAUCUCUGCGUCGCUCGUUGAGACUCGAGGAUCUAGCAGCGGAGGCGCGAGCCAAGGCCGAAAUAAGGAACAUCCUGGGCAAUCGCGAAAAGCUCCUCCUCGAAGUCGGUCGAAUGGUGAGGCUUGGUCGUCUGUUGAGGACACGCCUGAAGGAGCCACUAUGUCAUCAACGAAUGUCCGAAGCCGAGGAUGCCUCCUCGGGCAAAGGCAGUAACCUGACAGCGGUGGAGGCGAUCUCGGCGAGAUUGGCGGAAGUGACUCGUCUCGCCGAGAAGUUGGACGCGAAACUUUGCGAGGCUGGUGCCAGGACUCGUCCAGUCCCAAUGUCGUCGUCCGCCGUCUCCUCCACCCCCUCCCCUCUCUCGUCCUCGAACACACCCCCCACUUCCGCUUCGAGUCAAAUCCACACGGUUUCCGCUGUCACAACUUCGUCGAUCGGGAUCACCGCACCGUUGAUCACCUCCUCGACGGUGCAACUUCAGCCCAAAUGUGUGUCCACGAUACUGUCCUCGGCGACGAGCAACGAGAACGUUGGCACGACGACCAAAGAUUCGGCGCAGAGUGUGAAUGGCACGGGUGUUGGUGGUGAAAAGGUGGAGAGCAAGGUAGAGGAUGAGGGGAAGGAUGGAACAGGGGAGGAGAGUAGGCAGGAUGAUUUGGGUGGGAUGAAUGAUGAGAAGUUGAAGGAAGAGGACGUGAUCGAAAAGUCAUUCGACGAUAAUCUAGCCGAAGAUUCGAACAUGGAUGAAUAUGUAACUGCGACUGAAUGUUCAAUCACUCCGACAGUUCGUUCGAGGAGUGAAUCUUUCGUUACGUCUCCAGAAUGGGAAGAUCUUGCUGCUCCAACAUCCAUGACACAUUGCGAUACUGGGUGGAACAUCGAAGAAACUAAACUUAAACGGACGGAAACUUCGGAAACAGAGAAAAUCGAGGCUUCUAUGGAUAUUCCAAAACCGGAAGUCGAGGGGACAGAGAACGAGGGAAGGCAGAGUGAAAAGCUCGUGUCGAUGGAAAAAAGAGUCGAAGAGAAAUCCGGGAAGAUAGUGAAAGAAGUUACGGAAACGACGACUUUACGAGUGUCUCACGAUACUCGUUUAGAUAUUGCGUCUUACAAGGUGAUAUCCAACACCACGCAAGAUCAUCGAGAAAACGUAGAUGUUAAGGAAAUCAACGAUCUCGAACGCAUCGUGUUGCCGGAUGUCCACGAGAAAACGAAUGGAUCGCACUACGAGAUGGAUUCCGUUAGUAAAUCGGAGUCGUACAGUCGCAGAGACGAAUUAUCCACGAAAACAGACGACACCGAACGCGUGGUAAAAUUCGCGAAGAUCUGCGAAAUAAAUCAAGAAUCACGCACGAUCCCUGUCGACACAUCGGCGAAGGAUAUCGCUCUAUCCUUGAAGGAGUACAGACGACGUCACGAGGACAGUGGGAUCGAGAUGUCGCCGACGAAGAAAGACGAAAACCUCGAGGGCCAAGAUUUCCUCGAAGCGGCGAGGAAGAGAAGAGUUGCGAGAAUGGUAGACGGGCACGACUCGAUGGAAACGGCGGAGAAUAGCGAGGGUCCUCGUGAGAAGGAAUCACGAACAAUGGUGGAGAGCAACGAGGAUGGAACUCAACAAACCACCAGCCCGACCACCACCAUAAGCACCAUAGCAGUGCAGAGCGGUGAAACGCGUCUGGUGAUCGCUCUACUUCAAAGCGGAGAAUGGCUGAGAUUGAAGGUCCUGGAGGUUCAACCAGAACUAACGAAGCUCGGUGCCACGGUGGAGGAAGCCACCGAGCUCUCGAAUGCGCACGACGAAGUUCUGCUUCGAUUGCAGAGCAAACAGAGCCCGGUGGAGGAAUUGCUCCGGCAGGCUGAUCAGUUGAUCUCGAACCAAAGGCCAAGAGCGGAAGUGUACGCCGCGAUGGCGGAAACGUUGGGCCAAGCUUGGCGCGAUGUGAACGAGCUUUUGGAACGUCGAAAACAAAUCCUCGAUUCGAACGUAUUAUUCCAAUGUCGAGCGGAGGAGUGUCGAGAGAGCAUGAGAGCAUUGGAGAUGGCUUGUAACGACACGUUGCUGCCGAUCGAGAUCGAGGCGGUGAAGAAUUUCUUGUCGAAAAUCCACGAUCUUCGAAAGAACAUGCUCGAGGCGUUGAUGGGCGCGUUGCAAGAGGGAAAGAAUUUAUUGGACCGGCUGAAGGAGAUAGCGAACGAAGGCACGUUGGACUCCAGGCCUGAGAGAAUUAAACUCGAAGCUGAUCACGCCGUGUUGAAGGUUGAGAAAUGGUUGGAAGAGCUCCACGAUAGGAGACGGUUGAUCGAGGCAUCGUUCCGCAGUAGAAAGACACAAUUGGAGCAAUGUCUGGCUUUAGCUCUGCUAGCGACCGAUCUACGCGAUCUCGAAGAGAUCUUGAACGAUAGAAUCGCUGCUUUGUCGAGCAGCUGCGAUCAGCUAGGAGAUUCCGCGUCGAGCGCGGAAUUGCUCCUAUUCGAAUUGAAAAAAUUACAGGCUGAGGCUAAGGAAUUUCAAGACAGAUCGAUCAAAAUAACGAAAUCGACCGAACGAUUAGUGUCAUCGGGACACUUUGCCGGUGAACAGGCGACAGAACAAGCUUAUGCGAUCCUUGGCGCCGCGGCUGAUUAUGUCAAUGAUUUAGAUCAGUAUGAGUCGUUGUUGAAUAGAGCGGUGGCCUUCUUUGAUUCGGCAAGAUCGGCAAUCACGAAGCUAGAUCAAUUGGAGAUUCAACUGGUGACCACAGAGCAUCCCCCGUAUUCGACGAGAUUAGCUCGUUUCCAUGCCCAGACCGUCGCCACCAUCGAAGACGUUACAGCGAAACCUCUGGUGGAAGGAUACGCCCUCUUGGACAUCACAGGAAGAGGAGCGCCUGGGGCUGAGGGUGUGAAACGGGCGGUGGAGGAGUUGGAGAACCGGAAGAUCCGGUUGAUAGAACGGUGCACGGCCCACGAGAAGGAGAAUCUCGAGAUAUCGAGGAUCAUAAACACGUUCCUGGACAAGCACGACGAGCUGAGAAAGUGGUUAAUGAGCAUACCCGAAGCGUUUCUUCAGGGUCACCAAGACAUGGGCAGCGAUGUCACAAUGGCGGAGGAUUUCUGCAGGCUUCAUCGCCAGCUGUUGACCGAUCUCGAGCAGAGAACCGACGAGGUCGAGCACCUCGAGUUCGAAAUUCUUCCAAUCAGGGAACGGCUCGACGAAUCGCAGAAGUUGGAAUUGCAAUCGAAGGUCGAGGAGUUGAGGAACUCCUGGUCGAAGACUAAGGAUUUGGUGGCGGGAAGAAUCGAUUUAGGAUCCCUUUAUCUUCAAUUCCACUUGGUGGUCGAGGAGUUGACGAAGGAGAUAGAGUCCAUCGAAGCCGAGUUGAAGAGGCACGUUGACGUUUUAGAUGAAGGAAGGAUCGAACUGAUUGGAAGACGUUGGAAGGAUCUUCAACCACUUUACGUGAAAUUAACUGGCACAGGGAAGGCGUUCUUGGAUGCUGCUGUUAAGAUCGACGAUCCCUAUUUGGAUGUGCCGAGGGCCUGCAUAUGCGUUCAAAUGCUUUUAGAAAAGUUUGCCAAUAAACAGUUGACAGUGACGGAAUCGUGGGAGAAAUGGCGAACCACGAUCGAGAUUUUGAGGGAGAAACGGAUCGAGCAUGAACGAAAAAUAGAAGAAAGCACAAGGACGAUGGAAUGGGUGUCUAAAUUCAGCGAACAAUUGUAUCCAGUGAUCACGUCUGUUUCUCAUCAGACAGAGAACAUUCUUCAAGAUUUGGUAGGAUCCAAAGAUCGUAUCCUCCCUGAGUUGAACAAAGCUGUGGACGAGUUGGAUUCAAGGAUCAAAGGACUCAAUGCUUUGGCACAAAAAGGCGAAGUGCAAAUUGAGGAUGAAAUCUUGAAGAGACUUCGUCAGAUGCACGAGAAUCUUCGCACGACCGCGAGGGAUUACGAAAAUCUCCUCGAAUCGUUGAUCUCUAUCUUCAAGAAUAUCGAAGAGGUCGAGCACAAAAUCGAGCAGCUGAAGAAUCAAGUAUCUCGUGUAACGUCCCUGAGAAAAUUAUCCGAAGUGGAAGCUCUAUUCAACGAGCUCGACGCGAUGAGAUGGUCAAUCUCUGAGAGGCAGAGCCAGAUCGGAUCCAAGGUGCGAGAAACGAUGGUUAAAAUCGAGCGGCAGGAACCACCAGAGGCUGGUGUUCACGACAUCGAGAAAUUGAGACGCGCCUUGGAGUCGUUGUCCACAGAUUUCGAAGUGUUUUGGUCACAGACGACUACUAAAAUCGAAGAGUAUCGGCGAACCUGUACCUUCGCCGAGGAUUUAGAGAGGAUCGACAAUGAGCUGCUAGAUUUGAACGAACAUUUGAAAAAGGUGGAUACGAAGAUCGGUGAGAAUCUUCAGACGGCGAGGGCGACCGCUUCUUCGUUCGUGCAGUUCGAGAAAACUGUCACGAUUUUGGAAGAGAGGAUCGAGACUUUUGUGAGAACAACAGAAGAGUCGAUCAAUGUUUUGACGCCUCAAAUCAUCAAGGAUAUUUCCUCGUUGAGAGAAAGAUGGAGAAAUUUGAAGAGGAAGAUCGAAGAAACGAAGAAACGAACGAAUUUGGCCAUAGAGUAUUUUCUGCUCCUAGAGGAAGCCAAGGAAUGGAAUAGGGAGGGUAGUAAAUUGUUGGUAGUGAUAGCGAGGAAGGCAACCACGGUAAAAACACCUAAAGACGCGAUGGUGUUGCUUCAAGAAAUUGAGAGUUAUCUGAAGCCAGGUGAAGAGAUGCAGGAAAAGAGAAUCGAAAAAUUAAAAGAAUUGUCGACAAUUGUUUUCGACACGGAUAGAUUACCACAGUUCAAUGAAGUCGUCGUCGAGAAUCGGCAGAUGUUGGAUUCCUUCGCCGUCAUUUCAUCCGAGCUUCGAACGCUGGCCCAAAAUUUGAAAAAUGCCGAAGAUUUACAAGAGAAAUUAAGAAUAGAAAAACGGGAAGCGGAUGAAAAAUUACAAGCCGCAAAAAUGGAAAUGGCUGCCGCGGAGGCAGCGAGAGAAGAAGCGGAGAAUGCGAAGAAAAUUGCCGAGAAAUUAGCAGCUGAAACAUUGGAAAAAGCAACAAUAGAAGCGAAAAGAUUGAAGGAAGAGAGGAAGAUUCAAAAAGUUUCUGCUCCUCCAUCGUUUUCGGUGUCGGCACAAACGGAAAAGAUCGAAACCGAUGAAAGUUACGUCAAAGAAAUGAUCACUUCCGCCACCAUCAAAAAAGAGAUACACAUCUUACAAAAGACGGAAAUUGAGAAAAGAGUACCGUCUCGCGAACCAAGCCCACAAAAGAAAAUCAUCACCGAAGAAACUCGCGAAAAAUCAGUUGAAAGAAUGCACAAGGAAAAUGUUCCACCAUUGGCACCAGAGUUUACGAUUCCUUUACAUGACGCCACCGUUCAGGAAGGAGAGAAAUUCACCUUCCAGUGCAAUCUCAUUGGCCAACCAACACCGGAAGUAAUAUGGUACAAGGAUGGAAUCUCGAUUUUGAAUAAUCCUGAUUACUUGACCACUUACAUUCAUGGAAUUUGCACAUUGACUAUCGAAGAAACUUUUGCCGAAGAUUCUGCGAAAUAUACUUGCAAAGCCUUCAAUAUAGCUGGAUCAGCGGAAACUUCCGCCACAUUGACUGUCAAAGAAACUGCACCGGAAGAGCAACCGAGUCCUCCAGUUUUCGUGAAAGAAUUGAUGGCCUCAGUGGCUUUAGAAAAUUCUUCUCAUCGAUUGGACUGCAUCGUCGAAGGUAAUCCACUGCCAACUGUCCAAUGGUUCAAGAACGACGUGAACAUCGAUAAUUCUCCCGAUUACGUUAUCACUUACAAUAAUGGCGAGGCUGUGUUAAAAUUCGAGGAAGUUUUCUUAGAAGACAAAGCUACUUACACUUGCAAGGCCACGAAUAGAUUGGGCCAAGCCUCCACUUCCGCUUUUCUCGACGUUGAACCUGCGGAAUUCACUUCGGAGAAACCAUAUUUUGUCACACCUCUUUCGAAUGCCAUGGGAAGAGCAGGUCAAAGGGUGAAACUCGAAUGCGAAGCAAAAGGGAAUCCUAUGCCCGCUUUAACUUGGUAUCACGAUGGAAGACCUGUUGAAGAAAGUAUGAAUUUGAAGAUACAAAUGGACGGUGGACGGACCAGUUUGGUCAUCUCGGAGGCGUUCGCCAAGGAUGCCGGAUGUUACACGGUCGUCGCCAAGAACGAAGCGGGUGAGGCCACGGUUUCUUGCAACGUGUCCGUGAAGGGGCGGCUUCCGCACGAGACGAGCGACUCGGAAUUCGCCUGUAGCGACAUGGAGCCCGUCGUGCCCAAGAUUCAGAUGCCGUUGAAGGACCUCAAAGUUCAGGAGGGCCUCUCCGUUCGCCUUGACUGCGUGAUCGUUGGACAACCUGAACCGGAAGUGAUUUGGUAUCACGAUGAUCAACCUGUGAAAGAAUCGGCCGAUUUCCAGCUGUUGUUCCAGGGUGACAAGUGUUCCUUGGUCAUUCACGAAGCUUUCUUAGACGAUGCUGGUGUGUACAAAGUAGUCGCCAUUAAUUCUGGCGGUGAAGCAUCUAGUCAGUGUACAUUAACAGUAACACCGGUCACUGUUUCGGAGAAAUUGGACAGAGCGCGAACAGAAAUCGAAGAAACAUUCAUCGCGGGUUCGCCACCAAGAUUCGUCAAACUUCCAACGGAUUCUCUUGUAGCGGAAGGCGAGACCGCCAUUUUCGAGUGCGCGGUGGUUGGAGAGCCGAAACCGGAACUGAGAUGGUUUUCCGACAGUGGCGAGGUCACUGAGAACGAACGUAUUCUGAUCCAGCGAAAGGAGGAUGGAACGAGCAUCCUGAAGAUUUCUUCGGCGAUUCCCGAGGAUAAAGGAAAUUACGUGGUCAAAGCGUUCAAUGAACACGGAGAAGCGAAAGCUUUCGCUCGAUUGGUCGUCAGAUCGUUGGGUGAUUUUAGGAGGAAGGAAGAAUUUGUAAAGAUGGAGGAGAAACUGAUUGCUCCUACAUUCAAGGAGAGAUUCGAGGACAGAAAAGUGAUGGAGGGUGUCUCCACGAAAUUUGAGUGCAUCGUGGUUGGAAAACCAUCUCCAAAAAUUCAAUGGUUAUUUAACGAUCGCCCCGUCCACGGCAAGGACUUCUUGGUCUCGGUCAGCGGGGAUCGACAAGUGCUGACGAUUCCAGAGACCGGAAGUACGCAUGCCGGUACGAUUUCCUGCGUGGCGGAGAACGCUGCUGGAAAAGCGAUUUGCAGUGCUCGUCUAGAGAUCGGUGGCAGGUCGGUGGAGGAGGUGAGAAAAGUUGGGGAAAAGAGGGUGGUCGACUUAAUCGAAAGAUUGCCCGCCGACGAAAUGCACGCAGCGAGCAGCAGCGAGAAACACUUCUCCUCAGAGAAGUCCGAGGGCGAGGGGGAGAGCCAGGUGUUGACCAAGAUGUCGCAGACCAUCACCGAGUCUACGACCACCCAUAAGACGACUAAGAAAGAGUACAUCUCGUCCACUACAUCCUCCACCUUGGCGAAACCAGGACAAGAACCCACUAGCGUGUCCGUGAAGACCACUGUACAUAGCACGGAACAAUUGUCCUCGGAGAAUGGAGCGCCUCCUGUUGUGCAGUCGUACAAAGUCGAGGAACACGAAAAGAUCAUUCAAGACCAACCAGGCGAGAUUCGUCAAGAAAAAACUGUGGUGGUAUCUCAAGACGAGGAAGGGAUUAAACAAAGGGAUGUCAAAGCUGCGCAAAUAUCGAAACCAACCAGAAAGUCGACUGCGCCGAGAUUCGUUUCGCCUCUCACAGGGAUGAUCGUGGAUCAGGGCACUGAUAUUAUCCUCGAAGGAAUUAUCGAUGGAUUCCCUCAACCUUCAAUUAGCUGGUCGAAGAACGGGCAAGAAUUGAAAACGAAAGAUGGAAUGACGAUCACUUACGCUCAUAAUCAUGUCCGUUUGGAACUGAAGAACGUAAAUGUUAAGGAUGCGGGACGAUACACUUGCACGGCGAGCAACGAAGUCGGUUCUGCUAGUAGCACGGCUGAUCUUGUCGUAAAAAAAACGAUAUUCCCACCGGUAUUCGGCAGAAGAUUGCAAGCUCAAGUUGUGAAACGUGGAGAACGAGUCAAUAUGGAGGUAGAAAUCACAGGAACACCGGAACCCACGGUUACAUGGUUCAAGGACGAUGUGCCUAUCAAAGAACGUCCACCUGAAUUGAGAAUUAAGCAACAAGGAAAUUGUUACAUGCUCGUUAUCGAUAAAGCUGAAAAAGCGCAUGCAGGAAAAUAUAUGGUUCGAGCAAUAAAUGCCGGUGGUGAAGCCCAAAGUAUAGCAGACUUUGCUGUCUUCGAGCCAACGCCUGACACUAUGACGGAAGUUCAUAAAACUGUUAUUUACGAGAAUGUGCAAGACAAAAAAGUUACUCAGUCCGACGAAGAGAAGAGAGAGGUUCCUUCUAGCAAACUUCCUUCAACAACGACGAUUCAACAGAUUCCGCCGUUAAAAACGACACCUAUUGUGUCAUCCACCUCGAUAUCAGAAACGACCAAAACCAUAGAAAAGAUAGAGGAGCCGGAAAGCAGGAUGAGUCGUUCGGAAACAAUCUCGUCUACGGUUGAAUCACAUCAAUCGCAAUCAAAAUCGGAACAAAAGUUCCACAUGAAGUUGGAGCACAAGACGCCAAUCAUACCGGAGCCAAGGAAGGAAGAAAAGAUAGUAACGAGGGAAGUGAUUCGCGAAGAAGUCGAGAAGAAAGGCGCUGAGCCGAAGGCUACAGUGAUCGAGGAGAGGACGAAGAUCGAGAACGAAAAUAUAGAAACAUCAACAAUAGCCAAAAAGGAUGCAUUGAGCUUCUUCGAAUCGAUGACGAAGGAAACGGAAACUACGCCUAAAGGUCCCAAAGAGAUGAUUAAAUUAGUGGACGAUGCUGAUGGACACGAAGUGAAGGUUGGAAAAUUGACGAAGAACUACGAGAGAUCCACUACGUUCCAGGAGGUAAAGAAACCUGAACCGAAACCUGCAGAGAUUCAAACGACGAAGAAAGCUGUCCAUGAGAUAUUCACGAAAUUGGAGCAAGGGAGUACAGCUUCUCGUGGAGUUGACAAUAAACUGUUCGAUUUUCCGUACGAACCGUAUAAGCCACCUUCGGUAGAAACCAAAAAGACAAUCGUGAAAGAAACAGUUAGCUCAGGAUCAUCGUCUGUUCAAGGAUCUCUGAUAAUGUCAUCAAAAAUGGAGAGUAAAGUGGAAAGUAAAAUGGAAAGCAAGUCAGAAUUAUUGGAGGGUUUUAAUUUGGUGCCAGAACCUCCACCGGAAAUUGGUUACAUGCCGAAGCCGGAAGAGUUAAAAAAAAAACGCCCUGAAGUAUCGAUCAAGGCUAAACAGCUCCAAGAAUCCUUCGAUAGAACUCUGUCCCCAAUAGAUGCGCCUGUUGGCGGUGUGAAGAUUUUCCCCACGCCUUCUCCAAAGGUAGCCCCAAUGUUUUCCACGCCACCACUAUCCUUUGAGCUCGAGAAGAAAGAGGUAGUCGAGGAGCCUUGCGUGAGAAAGGAAAUCCACGAGAAAAGGGACUAUGUGUCUUCGUUCAGAGCUAUGUCUCCUAGCAGACCUUGGUCAUCGUCGUCUGAUGUGGAAACUAGAUCACAUAUAUCCACUGAUCUGUCAGAAUACAGGUGUCACUCUGCAGCGUCAAGUCAUCAAGAGAUACUCAGAUCUACGUCGCCCAGACCAUCGGCUGACGCCUUGGCUAUGGAAAAAUCUUGGGCAAAGAAGUGUGCCGAGUCUAGCCGGAAAUCGUGGCCUCCGCAAGAAGAGUCGAGAUUCAAACAAGAAUGGCAAACUCCUGGUGAAGAGUACAAGAGUUCGUCGAAGGAGUUUAAAAAGGAAGUCGAAGAGACGCCUGAAGGUGGUAUCAGAAAAACCAGCAUGGAAUCGUCCAGCACGACUGAGAGGCGAUCCUGGAGUUCGAAACAGGAAUCGAUGGAGAAGAUCUCGAAAAGAGCUCCGUCACCACCGAAAACGCAACCGAUUAUCUACAACGCGGAAACAAUUAAAGUAGAUCACGUGGUGAACAAGAUGGAAGAGAAAUCUCUGUAUGAGAAGUACACUAGUGAGAGCGAUAUUAAGAAGCUGGAAAAGUCUGAAAAGUUCGAGGAGAAAUAUUCGAAAAAAUGGACAGGCUCGGAUGAUUUAAAAGCUCCUGGUCUUGUCAGGAGUGUGGAACCACCUAAAAGACCCGUGAUCCAAUUGUACCAUCUUACUCCACCUACUGAGCAAAUUAUUUUAGAACCUGGCCCACCUCCGGAAAUCGGAUAUAUUCCAGCACCGAUAGUCAAAGAGAAGAAAAUCGAGAAGAUAGAAAAGAACUUGGAAGUGUCGUUGGAGCAUCAGCCAGCUAAGAUCCCUCCAGGAGGAAUCAGAACUAUUCCUCCUGUGCCGAAAAAGGAAGAACCUCCAGCACUGCCUCCGAAAGACGUCAAAAUGACUCCACCGCCGAUUCCAGCCAAACAAUCUACACCUAUCGAACCUCUGGAACCAUUUCCAUUCAAGCCUUCUCCUACAUCUGCACCGAUGAAGAAGGUGCCUCCUCCACCAACUCCUACGAAAUUCAUCAAAGGAAGUUUCACUCAGGAAAGCGACUAUGAAUCGGAUAUGGACGGUCACAUGAAAGCAAAAUGGAGGCCGUACGAGAGUGAUGGCGAGGAGCCACGUUAUAGAAGAGUCCAAGCUCCAGUACCUAAGCCAACCAGACCUAGAUCAACCGAGCCUGAACCACUUCCUCCAUCUAAAUUUGAAGUGCCUCCAUCGACUGUAGGUCCACCUAGACCGGUGAUUACCAAGGAACAACAGGAAAAAGUGUGCAAGAAGACUAUCGCUACCACUGUUAAGAGGCAAGAAAGAGAGAUAAAACAGCAGCAACAAAAGUUCCAAGUAGGCCAACCACCUGCUAUCGAAUUGAAACCAGGCUCUCCACCUAUCUACGUCCAACCAGCGAAGAGUCCAACUCCAAAGAGUCCACCCAUGAAAAAGCCAGAAUCUCCUAAAUUCAAGAUAAAAACGUUCCAACAAGAAAGUGGUUACAUGGCAGACACGGAUGAGCCUUUUCAACAGAAGUCAUCGAUUCAAUCGAUGCAAAAAAGCUUUGGCAAACACGAAUCUUCAUCGUCUAUGACCUCGCAUAUGGAGUCUCGUACCUCGUAUUCGGAAAGUCGAUCGGAAUAUUUCGAGAGCAAAAGUUACGAUAGCCGACAACAGCAGCAACAGAAGAAAGAAUCGUUCAUCGCGCCAUCCGCUCCCUUGGUUACGAAACAACCUGUACAACCACCGGUUCAACAACAACGUAGUUCGUUCGUUGAGAAGAGCUACGUAUCUUCCGCGUCCCCAUCGAGAUUCAGUUCCACGAAGGAAACUAUUUAUACCACGGAUCAAUCGCACAAGAAGUUAGAGACAACGAAAAAAAUUCUGCCGCCCUCUCCGAGUCCUUCCAAAUUCGUGAAGGGCGAAUUUCGCGAAAGCGACUACGAGAGCGACUACGACGGCAGAAUACCACCCCUUUGGAAACCGCGAGGCUAUGAAAGCGACGACCAAUCUUUCAGAUCCGUGAAACCGAAUCUCGCUGGUCCAGGAAAGCCCAAGGAGCCUCGAGUGCCAUUCAUCGAGGAGCUCGAGAAGAAGAAGGAGGACAGAGUCGCAACGCCGACCAAACCGAAAACAGUUCUUCUUCCCGGCUCUCCGCCGGAGAUAGCCUAUGCACCCCCUCAACCGACAUACUACGAGGCUCGAUCUGGCAUACCUUUCCACAACGCGAUCGGUACAGAGACGAAGAAGACGGUCAGGAUGGAUGAGUCGACCGAGAACAGCAGAAGGAUCGUCACUGUCGAGCAAACGAGUCGGGUGAUUAAGUUCGGCGAUCAGAAAUCCACCGCCACUGACUUCAGAGGCUUCGAGAGCUCCGAUCAAAGGCAGAAGACGGCGUUCAAAGUGCCGACCCCGAAGAAGUUCGUUCAAGGUCAAUUCAGGGAAUCGGAUUAUGAGAGCGAUAUCGACACGAGGAUCAGGGCGAGAUGGGCUCCGCCCGAGAGCGACACUGAGGAACCAAGGUAUAGGAAGGUCCAAGCUCCCACGAUGAAGGUGCCAAGGUCGGCCAGCGCCCCUGUCAGACAGGAAUACGUGGUGUCUCCGUUGGAAUUUGAUACUGGGCCACCUAUAUUGAAGAGGCAAACCUCGAUGACCCAACUUCGGGACGAGGGCAGGGUGAUAACUCAGGUGACGAGGGAUAUUGGCUCGGGACAGGAGGAGGUGCUGAAGCCCGGCUCACCUCCGGAAUUCGGUUUUAUCUCAAGGAGCGAUGUGAAGAAGGCGGCUACUCACGUCGCGUCGCGACACAUGAGCGACAUGACCACCAGCUUCAAGUCGAAAACCGAGAAAUUCGUCAGCGACAUCCAGUCGGAUCUGAAGCAAGGCAAGCCGAUCCUGAAACAUCCGGCCGACAGUCGAGCAAGUGAUGGCGACGAGCCCAGAACUUACAGAGAGGAGUCUCGACAUUCGGAACAUGGAACGAAGCAUAUCGACCCAGACACCGGCCUCAUAUACUUCAAAUACGACUUCGGCUACGAGUUCGGGAUUGUGCUCCCUGGCGAAGGCAAGAGAACAGUGACCAGCACGAACAGGACCAUCCAAGGUCAACGACGAGCAAGUGACAUCGAAGUGCCCAUCGUCCACGAGUUCACUACAACCAGAAGGGAGAACGGUUUCGCGAAGAGGAGCAGUUCGAUAUCAUCCUCGACGCGUCAGGGCAAACCGACGGGAAAAUUUGGCACUUCGAAGACCGUGAAAUGGGAACCAACAUCCGAGAGCGAGUUCUCCGAGGCGGAAGACGCGAGAAACGCGAGAAAAAGGCAGCAAGAUGGCGGUAGCGCAAUGGCGCCACCCAGCCUCGUUAUACCUUGUUCACCAUCGCCGUCCAGAUGGGACCAUACGACGCCCAGUCCGCUUUCCCUGAGCCCAAGCUUACCAAGUCUCUCCCCCAGAUACAGUAGUGCCACAGGACCACCCAGCAACGUCGACUCCGCAGGAUCACCGUGGCCAACCACUAAUGGAGUGGCCUCGAGCAAAGAAGUGAUUCAGCCUUACCUAGAAAUACUACCGAAAAAGGCACCCCUUUUCAUCACGCCUUUAAAAGAUAUAGCAGUGGUGAGCGGGCAAACAGCAAGAUUCGAAUGCAUCGUUCAAGCUGAACCUCAGCCUAACAUCCUUUGGUCUAAGGACGGGAGGAUUAUUGAGAAUUCUUCAUGCUACGAAAUCCAUUAUCGAAAUGGCGUUUGUCGUCUGACAAUAGUGCGAGCUUUUCCUGAGGAUGCUGGCACUUAUGCGUGCACCGCAACGAAUAACUUAGGUUCGACAGUAACUUCUGCCACCUUGCAGGUGCCAGGAGUACCUUCGCCAUUUUACGGAACGUACAGGGACCAAAACAUCAACGAGAGGGCUAUGGAGAGCCCGCCCAGGUAUGUGGCUCUCAAAGACCUAUUUCUUCCGCAAGAGAACGACGUGAAAUCGAUACCUGCGGAUCGUCAACAUUCUACGCGACACGAUUACUCGGUCCCGUGGAAUUUGAACGCGGAUCCCAGUUGCGCAGGUGGCGGCUAUCGCGAGAGGCGAAUUACGACGGAAGAAUGCGAGGAGAUAACGGAUCGAAAUACGAUAGCGCGGCGACUCGGGUAUUCCGAUUUCGAGGCGAACGAUUCGUUUCGCGAUGAUUUCUGCUUCGAUCGCGAGUAUUCCCGCUCCGCGAAGCCGAGGACGGAAGACGGAGUUCAAGGGGAGAUUGUGAUGCAGACGACGCCCACCGUACCAACAUUUACCGGCAGACCCGGCGAUCCAUCGCCGCCGGUCUUCGAACAGAUAUUCAAAAAUGCCAGAUUCGCGCAGGGUGGAAACGCAAUUUUCGAAGGCCGCGUGAGAGGAAAUCCAAAACCUAUCGUCUGUUGGACGCACAAGGGUGCACCAUUGUUGGAGUCAUGGAAAAUUCACAUGUCUUACGACGAGAAGACCGGGGCUGUCACACUUCAAAUCAACCAGAUUGGCCCUGGAGACGAGGGUGAAUACACGUGCAGUGCCAAAAAUCAAUACGGCGAAGCAAUCUGCUCCGUUUACAUUCAACCAGAAGGAUUUGGACCUCCUCCGCAACAACAAAUGGGUGGUUACAGGAAGGAAUUUGCGCAGACUUUCCAAUCCACUGAACAGAAGACCCAAACGGGAACACAGAGCUUUCAACACCGUAGCUAUCAACAAACAAUCGAUAAACGAAGCUACGUUAAUGGAACUUCCGUCAGCAUCGAAGAUUUCAAGGUGGACACGUUCGAAUACAGAUUAUUGCGGGAAACAGAGUUUCGAGAGUCGAUCACUCGCCGCUUCGUGGGCGAAUCCGACGUGCAGAUUUCGACGGUGGUAGAUCGUAACCUGGGACCGGUUGCACCUCCGCAAAUCACGCAGAAGCCCAGAAACUCGAAGCUUGUCGAAGGAUCCGAUGCCGUUUUCACUGCGAAAAUCUCUGGCAAUCCUAAACCGAGAUUAACUUGGUUCAAAAACGGCCAGAGGAUCCGCGAAUCGCAACGCGUGGAGAUGAGCUACUCGAAUCAACAAGCCACUUUGAGGAUCAGAGUCGCCCUGCCUGAAGAUAGUGGCCAUUACACCUUGCUCUCGGAAAAUCCUCAAGGAUGCACCGUCAGCUCUGCAUAUUUGGCGAUCGAAUCGAGCGAUCAGGUGGAUCAAGCCUACCAGGCCCAGAGAGAAACGAUCAAAACUCAGCAAGUUGAAACGAUCGGCGAGACCGAUUCUGGAAAAGUUCUGCCACCGAAUUUCGUUCGCACCUGUACCGACCGCGAUGCCACCGAAGGAAAAAUGACCAGGUUUGAUUGUCGAGUAACGGGCCGCCCAUACCCCGAAGUGACAUGGUACAUAAACGGCCAACAAGUGGCCAACGAUCUGACUCACAAGAUCCUCGUGAACGAGUCUGGUAACAACUCUUUGAUGAUCACGAACGUGAGCCGAGCGGACGCCGGCGUCGUGACCUGCGUCGCAAGGAACAAGGCCGGCGAAACCUCGUUUCAGUGCAAUUUGAACGUGAUCGAGAAGGAACAAGUGGUCGCGCCAAAAUUCGUGGAACGAUUCACGACUACGAACGUGAAAGAAGGAGAACCGGUUGUUUUCAUGGCCCGUGCAGUUGGCACUCCUGUACCUCGUAUCACCUGGCAGAAGGAUGGAGUGCCUAUUACACCUGGACCGGAUGUGCGUAUAUCAACGGAUGGCAGCGGAGCUUCGACUUUGGAUAUACCCUAUGCAAAAUUAUCGGAUGCAGCUUGGUACCAGUGCACGGCGCAGAAUGUGGCCGGCUCUACUGCGACCAGAGCGCGGCUUUUCGUGGAAACACCGAAAGGAGCAGCCCCCGAACCAAGACGCCUGAACUUACCCCGACCGACGAAAGUCAUCGAACCAGAACCAGCGCCUGGCCCCGAAGUGAUUUAUUUGAGACAUGUGGAACGCGCCAAGCCAUACUUGCCUCCACCCGAGGAGGACAGAAUUUAUCCACCGCCGCGUUUCAUCAUACCAUUGAAGGACGUCCAUCAGAUCGAGGGUGGACGAAUCCACUUCGAGGCCAGAAUCGAACCGGUGGGUGAUCCCACUAUGAGGGUAGAGUGGUACGUCAAUGGAAGAGCUCUUGACGCGAGUUCCCGGGCGACUUCUAUCUUUCGAUUUGGCUUCAUCUCUCUCGACUUAAUUAGCAUCGUUCUCCAAGACAGCGGUGAAUAUUUAUGCCGCGUCGUAAGUUCGACUGGAGUCGCUGAAUCUCGAGCUACCCUCAGCGUGACACCACGCGCAACAAUCGAACAGACUAGCCAACACCCCGACAGUCUCCAGUACAUCCAACAGCUCGAGGAUUACAGCAAGUAUCAAAGGCAGGAGAGUGUGGAGGACAUCUCUCCACAGCGGCCGGUCUUCAUCCGGCCACUCCAGGAUCUAGGAGAGUUGCAGGAAGGUCGUAACGCUCAUUUUGAAGCGCAACUGACCCCUGUAAGCGAUCCCACGAUGAAAGUGGAGUGGUUUAAGGAUGGUAGACCGAUCACAGCUAGCUCAAGAAUCACAACCAUCUUCAACUUCGGAUACGUCUCGCUCAAUAUAUUGCACCUACGAGCUGAAGAUGCGGGUUCUUACACUGUCAGAGCUGUGAACCGCUUGGGAGAGGCUGUCAGCUCCGCAUCUCUUCGUGUCUUUGCACGUACAAGCGUUACAACAGAUCUGGGAAUCCCCGAGCAACAGAGGUAUAUCGAGGCUGCCGAGGAGUUGGAAGCCUAUCAACAGGCGAUGCACCAGAAAUACGUGCAGGAGCAGCCUGAACCGACAAGCCCACCGGAAUUCAAAUCUCCUAUCAAGGAUCAGAACAGCAUACGAGAAGGAGGAUUCGCUCAUUUCGAAGCACGUCUGGAACCAGUCGGCGAUUCCGAUUUGAGAGUCGAGUGGCUCAAGGACGGACGCCCUGUAGAAGCGAGUUCACGGAUCACGACAUUCUUCAACUUCGGUUACGUGGCACUUACCAUCAAAUACGUAACGAUUCACGACGUCGGUAUUUACACGUGUCGCGCUUACAACCGCGUCGGUGAAGCACACACAACCGCUCAAUUGAGCGUGAUAAGCAAGAACGAUGUUAUUUACGAUAGUCAGCAUCCGACUGGACUGCAGAAGAUACAAACGUUGGAAGAUUCGAGCAGAUAUUCGCGGCAGCUCCAAGAGGAGACGCAAGUGACGCAGGCGCCGCGAUUCUUGGGCACCCUGAAGGGCACGAACAAAAUCGUCGAAGGACAACGUGCCCAUUUCGAGGCCCGCGUCGAACCUCAGAGCGACCUGACCAUGGCCAUCGAAUGGUACCACAACGGAAAACCGAUCACCGCGGCCAAUAGAAUUCAAACUUAUCAUGAUUUUGGAUACGUGGCUAUAGAUAUUCUUCAAGUGAGACCAGAGGACGCUGGCACUUACACUGUCGUCGCUAGAAACUCUCUUGGGGAGGCUCGAUUAUCCGCCACCAUGGUUGUAGAAACUCGUUCAAGCGUCGAUACGAGCAGCAUGCACCGCACUUCCUACGAGAAAACCCAACGUUUGGAGGAGUCGAAAUUCGUCGAGCCCCAAUACCACAUCGAGGAGAUAUCGAAAUCGAAACCGAUCUUCGUCCAACCGUUGAGCGAUCCUAAGCCAGUGAGCGAGGGAAAGAACAUCCAUUUGGAAUGUCGUUUGGAACCGAUGGGCGACCCAACAAUGAGGGUCGAAUGGUUCCAAAAUGGCCGCCCAGUCACCGUUGGCUCCAGAUUCAGAACUUACUACGACUUCGGUUUCGUCGCUUUGGAUAUCGUGCACUCGACAGUGCUCGACUCUGGGGAAUACACCGUCAGAGCCACCAAUCAUCUUGGCACCGCUCACACUUCCGCCUGUGUUAGAGUGAUAGGAAAGUCAGACGUCGUCACGGAAACGCAGCACGAGCAGUCUCUCGAGCAAAUUCAAAUGCUCGAGGAUUCGUCAAGAUACCGCAAGACCCAACAAGAAGAAGUGACGGUGAUGCAGGCGCCCCAAUUUACCCGCCCCCUGCACAAUAUCGAAACAGUGGAGCUCACCAACGUGCAUCUCGAGUGUCGUCUCCAACCUGUCGGCGACUCGACAAUGAGAGUGGAAUGGUUCGUGAAUGGGAGACCGGUGAAGACAGGCCACAGAUUCAGACCGUCCUACGAAUUCGACUACGUCGCCCUUGACAUCCUGGGCGUCUACCCGGAAGAUUCAGGCGUAUAUACCUGUCAAGCGAGGAACCAAUUGGGGGAAGCCGUCACAUCCUGUUCAGUGAGGGUACACGCGAAGAAAGAUUUGCUCUUGGAGUCCCAACAUCCUGAGGGUUUGGAGAGAAUACAAUACUUGGAGGAUGCUUCCAGAUACAAGAGGCAGGAGAUGGUCGACGAGGUUGUCACCGUUAAACCGAGAUUCAUCACAGCUCCGAAAAGUCAAGAGAAUCUCCGCGAAGGAGAACAUGCCCACUUCGAGUGCAAAUUGGAACCAGUGACGGACUCGAAUUUGAAAGUUGAAUGGUUUAAAAAUGGUCGUCCGGUUACGAUAGGACACCGAUUCCGUCCAAUACACGAUUUUGGCUACGUUGCUCUGGACGUAAUUGAUUUGAUCGCCGAGGACUCGGGCACUUACACCUGUCGCGCUGUCAAUCUGGUUGGCAGCGACGAAGUAUCCUGCACUCUAACCUGUCGAUCAACUGCACAGGUUCUAACCGAUUCGAAGAACGAGAUUGGCCUCGAGCAAAUUCAUUAUCUUGAGGACAGAUCCAGAUAUCAACGACGAGAGGAUGUCGAAGAGACGACCACCCAAGCCCCUAUUUUUACCACUUCUUUGAACAACGUCGAGAUCAAGGAAGGGCAAAGGGCGCAUUUCGAAUGCAGGUUGAUUCCAGUUUCCGAUGCAACGAUGAAAGUCGAAUGGUUCCACAACAAUAAACCGGUCAAGGCCGGUUCUAGAUUCGUCGAGACAAAUAGCUUUGGCUUCGUGGCGUUGGAUAUCAUGUACGCCUAUCCUGAAGAUUCCGGCACAUACACCUGUAGAGCAAAGAAUAUUAUAGGAGAGGCUAUCACGUCGGCAAGCGCAGUUGUGCACUCGAAAAAAUCAAUCUACACCGAGUCCCAAAACGAGGAGACUCUUCAAAGACUGCAUUAUUUGGAGGAUACCUCGCGAUACCAACGCAAAACCACAACUGAAGAGAUCAUUACUCAAGCCCCAGUAUUCACGAUGCCCAUCAAGGACCUAAAAGUCGCUGAAAAUCAAGCGGCUCAUUUCGAGGCUCGUGUAAUCCCUGUCGGCGAUUCCAAGCUGAAAGUAGAAUGGCUUCGAAAUGGAGUUCCGAUUGCAGCUUCUAAUCGUGUAACAACGAUGCACGAUUUCGGAUACGUCGCUCUGAACAUGAAGUACGUCAAUCCUGAAGACUCAGGUACUUAUACUUGCCGUGCAGUGAAUGAUCUUGGAGAGGCAGUAACAUCAGCAACGCUUUUCGUUCAAUCCAAGGCGGCCCUGCAAUUCGAGUCGCAGCACGAGAGCGCUUUAUCGAAGAUCCAGGCGCUGGAGGACACAAGUAAAUAUCAGCGGCGGGAGGAAGAAGAGAUCAUGGUUAAGGAGAGGCCAUCAUUCACAGUUCAACUGAAUGGGCCCACCGCCCUUGUCGAGGGCCAAAGCGCACACUAUGAGUGCCGCAUUGAGCCCUACCCCGACCCAACCAUGAAGGUGGAGUGGUUCCAUAACGGGAAACCAUUGUCCACCGGUCACAGGUACAGAACCACUUGUGAUUUUGGGUUCGCCGCGUUGGACGUGCUCACAGUAUACGCGGAGGAUUCUGGUACCUACACCUGUCAGGCAACCAAUAGAUUGGGAUCGGCGAAGAGUUCGAUCAAUCUCGAUGUGAAAUCUCGCUCUUCGAUUAUUCGCGAAACGCAACACGAAAGCGCCCUGAAGAAAAUACAAUAUCUUGAAGACGACUCGCGUUACAAACGGGUAGAGGAAGAGGAUCUGAUCGUCGCCGAGAGACCGAAAUUCGGACGGCCAUUGAAGAACAUCGAACAUUUGCCGGAGGGAAAGAGCGCUCACCUCGAAGCGACGUUGACACCUGUUAAUGAUCCAACUAUGGUGGUGGAAUGGUUCAGAGAUGGGAGACCUAUUCCUCAAGGACACAAAUUCAAGACUACCUAUGACUUUGGAUACGUCGCUCUCGAUAUUCUUUACGCUUAUCCGGAAGAUUCUGGAACUUACAUGUGCAAAGCAAGAAACGCUGUUGGAGAGGCUGUUACUACUUGCGUCAUCAGCGUCGAUUCGAAACAAGGCCUAUAUUUGGACACGCUUGACGCUCAGCGUUUACAGAAGAUUCGCGAGUUAGAGACCGUGGAGGUGAAGCAAGAAGUUGAGAAAGAGGUUGUACACCAAAAGCCCGUAUUCUUGACGCCAUUGAACAAUCUGGAUCAUCUAAAGGAGGGUGAACACGCUCACUUGGAAUGUCGCGUCGAACCUAUCAACGAUCCAAAUCUAAAAAUAGAAUGGUUCGUGAAUGGAGUUGCUGUAAAGACAGGGCAUCGCUUCCGCAAAACGCACGAUUUUGGUUAUGUGGCUCUUGAUAUUCUUUACACUUAUCCUGAAGAUGCUGGCACUUACAUGUGCAAGGCUACGAAUUUGGCUGGCGAGGCUGUCAACACAUGCACCAUCAAAAUUGGCUCUCGCCGUAGCAUACUUCUAGAUACGCAACACCCAGAUGGCCUUGAAAAGAUUCGUGAACUCGAGGCCCAAGGUCGUCCAGCCCGCUUAGAAGUCGAAGAGCCUCCAGUAACGCCUCCAAGAUUCGUUACGGAACUCAGGGGUACCACUGAAGUUUACGAAGGACAAACAGCCCACUUCGAGUGCCAAGUUGAGCCUCUUCACGAUGCCAACUUGAGAAUUGAGUUCUUCCACAACGGCAAACCACUUCCAUCAGCUUCCAGGUUCCACGUGACGUUUGAUUUCGGAUACGUGGCUCUGGAUAUCGGCCAUGCUGUCCCCGAAGAUGCGGGAGAAUACUCCGUACGAGCGAUCAACGCUUUAGGUCAAUGCGUAUCCUCGAUUGAGCUGAGAGUAAUUCCAAGAGAUAAUAUUAUUCUCGACUCGCAACGGCCCGAAGGAAUGGACAAGAUCCGCGAAUUGGAAGCUCAGCAACCUUGGAAAAGACCAGAAGUGCCAGAACCGCAAACCAGGCAGAGACCUGUGUUCACUCAACCGUUGCAGAACAUCGAUGCCAUUCCCGAAGGACAUACAGCUCACUUCGAAUGCAGAUUGAUUCCUGUUGGAGAUCCCACAUUGAAAGUUGAAUGGUUCAGAAAUGAAAUUCCUCUUGAGACAAGUUCACGAAUAACCAAAGUUCACGAUUUCGGAUAUGUAUCAUUGGAUAUCACUCAUGUUAGAGAGGAAGAUGAAGGUGUUUACAUGUGUCGUGCUACCAAUCCACUUGGUGAAGCAGUUACAACUGCUUCGAUGAAGAUCAGAAGUAAAGCGAGUAUUCAAUUAGAUACCCAACAUCCCGAAGCGCAACGUAAGAUCGCCCAACUUGAAGCCGACAAAGGACCGAGUCGCACUGAAGAGCCAGAAAAAGUAUUCGACAAACCCAUCUUCACGCAAUUAUUAACUGGACCCACAGAAUUGUGGGAAGGUCAAAUGGCUAGAUAUGAAUGCAGAGUCGUUCCAGUUGGUGAUGCCAGUUUAAGAUUCGAGUGGUACAUAAAUGGAGUCGAACUAAAAAUGGGAUCUCGGUUCCACGUAAGCCACGAUUUUGGCUACGUAACCUUAGAUAUCCUGAAAGUAAUCACGGAGGAUUCAGGUGUAUACACCUGUAAAGCGAUUAAUAAAGCCGGUGAAGCAGUUUCCUCGAUAUCCUUAAAAGUGAAAGCGCGCUCGGCCAUCGAUGCCGAAAGUUUGCAACCGGAUGCAUGGCAAAAGAUCCAACUGAAAGAGGCAGAGAUGAACAAAGUGCCGGAAAUGUUCGUGGACACGACACCUCAACAAGCACCAGUAUUCACCAAACAUCUAGAGAGUUACGACAAACUCGUGGAAGGUCAACACGUGUACUUAGAGGCUCAGGUAGAACCAAGAGCAGAUCCAAAUCUGCGCGUGGAAUGGUUCAAGAACGGGAUUGCUCUUCAAACUGGAACCAGACUUCGCAGUACCUUCGACUUUGGUCUUGUCACAUUAUCCAUCAAUGGCCUCAGAUCCGACGAUUCCGCCAUAUAUACUUGCAAAGCCACCAAUCUUCUUGGUGAAGCUGUAUCCACCUGCAGCCUGAAGAUCGUCGAUCGCCAUUGGUUGCUUGGUGAUACUCUUCAUCCUGACGCACUUCCAAAGAUCGAUGCUUUGGAACAACCUCAUGUCACCACAACAGAGCAACCAGAGCCAAUAUACGAAGUUCCAGUAUUCAUCACUCAUUUAAAUAACGUCGAGUGCGUGGAAGGUGACAAUGCGCACUUCGAGUGUAACGUGGAACCAUCCAAAGACCCGACGAUGAAGAUCGAAUGGUUCAUCAAUGGAAAACCGCUUCCAACUGGAGCAAGAUUCAAAUCAACUUAUGAUUUUGGAUAUGUAGCUUUGGACCUUACCCACGCUUACGAGGAGGAUUCAGGAGUGGUGAUCGUCAAGGCUACGAAUUCGAAGGGAUCAGCCCAAACAUCAGGCACUUUGAAAUGCACUAGCAAACAGAGCAUCUAUCUACAGACUCAGCAUCCCCAAGGAGAGGCUGGAUUGGAAAAAGUGAAAGAAGUAGAAGAUGCUUAUCUAUCCAAAUUGAAAAGACCGGACGCUGGACCGGAACAAGAAUAUCCGAAACCUGUGUGGACAGUGCCUCUGCAGCCAGAGUUCAAGCUGGGUGAAUCUGAACCUCUUCAUCUGGAGGGCCAAGUUGAGCCCAAGGAGGAUCCAAAUUUGAAGAUCGAAUGGUACUUCAAUGGAAAAGCUCUGGAGCAUGGGUCCAGAUUCAAGAUGACCAGCGAUUUUGGUUUCGUUACUUUGGAUCUGACCGAUGUAUACGAUCGUGAUUCUGGAAUUUAUACUUGUAAAGCUUACAACAAAGCGGGAGAGGCCUUUACCUCAACCACGAUCUAUUGCUCGACUAAGGAGAACAUCAUUGAGAAAUCCCAACAUCCAAAGGGCAAGGAAGGUCUCGAAGCAAUUCAAGAUUUAGAAGAAUCAUUAAAACGACAAGAAGGAGCUCCACCGGAGAGUGAAGAAGGUCAUCCACCUGUGUUCACGUCUCAAUUCGAGAAUCUGACCAAUCUAUCUGAAGGGGAGAUAGCUCACUUCGAGGCAUCUCUUACGCCAACUGGUGAUCAAACAAUGGUAGUCGAGUGGUUUUACAAUGGAAAAUCGUUAGAGGCCAGCCAUCGCACGAGAACGGUCUAUGCUUUUGGCAUGGUCGUUCUCGAAGUUCUUGGAACCAAGAUAGAGGACUCUGGCACCUACUCCUGCAGGGCUACCAAUAAAUGGGGCCAGGCUGAGAUUAGCGUGCAAUUGGAAUGCGUGGAUAAAUCUAAAGGACAAAAACCAAAGUUCACCACCCAUAUCCAAUCUCUGGAAGGUCUAAAGGAUGGCCAAUCGGCGCACUUUGAGUGCACUCUGAUCCCAGUCGGGGAUCCUCACAUGAAAGUCGAAUGGUUCCACAAUGGACAACCUCUGAGACAUUCGUCCAGAUUCAAGAUGGUAUCCGACUUUGGAUUCGUCGUGAUGGACAUUGCUGGCGUGAUGGCUCAUGACACUGGAGAGUACGUGUGCAAGGCAAGCAACAAAUUCGGCGAAGAUUACACCAAAGCUACGUUGAAAUGCUUUGGAAAGAGCGGAGUGUAUCUCGAUUCAUUGCAACCCGAUUCUCUAGCCAGAAUCAGGGAGUUGGAGAGUUACGGUGGUGAACAACCUACCACGCCAACGACACCAGUGGCAGAACCACCUAAAUUCAUCACGCAAAUCUCCGAUAUCACGAAACUGGUCGAAGGACAAUCUGCUCACUUCGAGGCCAGACUUACACCUGUCAAUGAUCCAGACUUGAAAGUUGAAUGGUACUACAAUGGAAAGAAACUGCCUCAUGGACAUAGAUAUAGAACCUUCCACGAUUUUGGUAUCGUUAUUUUGGAUAUAUUGUAUUGUUACGAGGAAAAUUCUGGAGUCUACGAAUGUAGAGCUUUCAAUAAAUACGGCGAAGACACGACUAAGGCGACCUUAAAAUGUUACUCCAAAUCGAGUCUCAUUUUGGAAUCUCAACUUCCUAAGGGAAUGGAAGGUGGAUUGGAAAAGAUCCAGACUUUAGAGGAUUCAAUGAUUCGUACAAGAGACGAAAAGGUCGUCGAGGAAAGAGGAAAAGCUCCUGUCUUCACUGUGCCCUUGAGCAAUAUCGAUGGCCUUCGCGAGGGGGAGAGCGCGCACUUUGAAGCUAGACUUACACCCACUGACGAUCCAAAACUAAAGGUCGAAUGGUUCUGGAACGGUAAACCGCUGCGAACAGGCACUCGUUUCCGCACCUUCUGUGACUUCGGCUUCGUGAUCCUUGAGAUCUCGCCCAUUUAUCCAGAGGAUUCUGGCGAAUACAGUUGUCGAGCAACAAACGACUAUGGCGAAGCAGUGACUACCUGUACCAUGAAGUGCACAGGGAAACGAAGCAUCAUUCUCGAAUCCCAACUGCCAAAGGGAAUGGAGGGCACCAUCGAUAAGAUAGCCGAGCUAGAAGGUCUUGGAAACGAGCCAGGCGAAGUGAUCCCGGACGACGAUACGGGGAAACCACCGGAAUUCAUUACAACUCCGUCCGACUUAACCCUAACCGAGAAUUCCUUGGCUCAUUUCGAAUGCAGAUUGACACCUAUCAACGACUCUAGCAUGAGGGUGGAAUGGUUCCAUAAUGGAAAACCUCUUCUGGCUGGAACCAGGAUUAAGACCAUCCACGACUUUGGCUUUGUUAUCCUGGAAGUGGCCAAUUGUUAUCAACGCGAUUCAGGCCUGUACACGUGCAAGGCGACCAACCGCCAUGGCGAAGCAACAGUUUCGUGUAAACUUCAAGUCCGUGGACGACAAGGGAUUAUCUUGGAACCCCAGCUGCCUACCAAUUUCAAGACUGGAACGGAGAGUAUCCAGAAGUUGGAAGAGGCUUUGUACAAAAAGGAUGAGAUAUUGACCGAAGAAGAGACGCCCAAUCCUCCCAAGUUUACCGUCGAGUUAAAGGAUAUCGAGGUAGAAGAAGGCGCAUCCAGUCAUUUCGAUUGCAGAGUCGAACCUGUCGGCGACUCUACGAUGCGCAUCGAUUGGUUCCACAAUGGAAGAUCGUUCGCCACUGGAUCUCGCGUGCACCAGAUAAACGAUUUUGGCUUUAUCUCAUUAGAUAUGUCGUAUACUUAUGCUAGAGACAGCGGCGAAUAUGUUUGCAGAGCUACCAAUAAGUGGGGUUCUGCUACCACUAAAGCUACUAUAACUUGUAAAUCUAAGAAAACCAUAGAUUUCGACUCGCAGCUGCCUUCAGGCAUGAGUGGCGAGAAAUUGAAGGAACUAGAACGUGGUCCAGUUAGCGAACCAUCACCUGUUGAAGAGCCACCACGUCAACCACCGAAAUUCAUCACGCAUAUUCAAUCAGCAACAGUGGAUGAAUCAGAAGCGGUCAGGUUUGAGUGUCGCGUGGAACCGAAGGAUGAUCCGAAUCUGCGUAUCGAAUGGUACAGAAAUGGAAAAUUGAUCCCGGCUGGACACAGAUACAGAACGAUGUACGACAUGGGAUUCGUAUCUAUGGAUAUCUUAUACGUCUAUCCUGAAGACUCGGGAGAAUACGUGUGCAAAGCUAUCAAUGAUCUCGGAGAAGACACCACUAGGGCAUCAGUAUCGUGCAAAAAGUUGCCAAACAUCAUUCUACAGAACCAAGUGCCAAAAGGUAUGAAAAAGUCGGAAGCAUUGAUGCAGAUGGAAGCAACUAUCAAAAAAUACACCUCAGAAGUCCAUCUUACGGAGGACGAUCUCUACGACGCGGACAAGAAACAACCACCUCGUUUCGUCACCCAGAUCCAAGAUCAAACUGAGCUAGUCGAAAUGAACAGCACUAAAUUUGAAUGUCAAUUGGCGCCUGUCGGCGAUCCAAACAUGAAAGUCGAAUGGUUCUUCAAUGGCAAACCUUUACCGCACAAGAACAGAUUCACCCCUAUUUACGACUUUGGUUACGUGGCCAUGAACUUCGGCUGGGUCUAUCCUGAAGAUAGCGGCGAAUACCUUUGCAGGGCCACGAAUCUUUAUGGAAUGGACGAGACACGGGCGGUGAUUCGAACGGCUGGCAAACCUGGAAUUAUUUACGAGUCCCAAUUACCGAAGGGCAUGAAGAGUAUCGAAAAGAUCAGAGAAAUGGAAGCUGCAUGGCAAAUAGUACCUGAGGAAGAAGGUGAAGAAGAGAAGGUGAGGGCGCCCCCAACAUUUGUGAGCAAACCAGAACCAGUGACUGUCGAAGAGGGCGAUUGGUCCAGAUUCUGCUGUCGUGUCACUGGUCACCCAAGACCCCGUGUCAUGUGGAUCAUCAAUGGACACACUGUGGUCAAUGGAUCACGUUAUAAACUGACUUAUGACGGCAUGUAUCAUCUGGACAUCCCGAAAACGAGGCAAUAUGAUCACGGAAAAGUGGAAGUGAUCGCGAGAAGCUCAGUAGGCGAGGCACGUACCGAAACCACAUUGACAGUGAAACCACGAAGCGAUGAUUAUCGUGGCGUGUUGAAGAACUCGCCAAGACCUUGGUAUGAUUACGGGCUGACCCAAUACCAAACGGAGCGACAGAACACAGAGCUCGAGAAAGUUUUCGACGAAAGGCACCAUAAUAUCUCUCAAGGCAUCGAGAUCGCCACUGAACACCUUGGACAGAAAGUCUACAAAGAACCAGAAACCGAAUGGCAAAAAUCUGUGAAGAGUAAGAAAAACGAAGACUAUUACAACAAACUGAUGACCCUCGAGGAGGAGCAAGUCUUAAAGGAGAGUAGAUUGAGAGAAUCCAGCCACCAGUUCGCCAUUCCUGGUGAAAAAGUUGUCGCCCAUUCUGUGGCGAAGGGAAUGGCCCAACAAUACGAGGAGACGCUGGAAGACAAGAAGGACGAGAAAAUUCAGGAGAUCCAACAGACAACAACCCAACAGAAAUUCGUGAAGAAGCCACACACGACAGAAGUGGACAUUGAUAUGGAGCGCGUGAAAGGAAGGUAUCCUCCAGAGCCAUCGGAAUCCACGGUGCACGGCCGCGAGGUGCACGUAGCUAAGCAGAAACAGAUCCAGAAAGAAGUCAAAGGAGAUCUAGAAAUCACCAGAAAGAUAACGGCUACGGAAACGACUGAGGUGGAGCACAAAGCGAAAACUCAGGAGCGCAUCGUUCAAGGUCCAACGAAACCUGCCAAACCUCCUGUGUUCACGAAGAAGAUUCAACCUUGCAGAGCAUUCGAGCAGGAACAAGCACGAUUCGAGGUUGAAUUCGACGGCGAUCCAUUGCCGUCCAUUAAAUGGUACCGCGAGGAUUUCCCCAUUCAGAAUUCUCCGGAUCUUCAGAUUUACACAUUCAGCACGAAAUCAGUGUUGAUCAUUCGUCAAGUUUUCAUGGAGGAUUCCGGUGUGUUCUCCGUGAUCGCUGAAAAUCGUGGUGGGAAGGCGAAAUGCAGUGCGAAUUUGGUAGUCGAGGAGCGUAGAAGGCAACCGGGCAGAGGUGGAGUAGUACCACCUAGCUUCCUGUCCACCAUUCAAAGCACCUCCGUCACCACUGGCCAACUGGCUAGAUUUGAUGCUAAAGUGACCGGAACUAAGCCUUUGGAUGUUUAUUGGUUGAAGAAUGGCAAGAAAGUGACGGCAGACAUUCGUUACAAGACACUCGAAGAAGACAAUACUUAUACCCUGUUGAUUCUGGAAACCAUACCAGAAGAUUCAGGUAAAUACGAAUGCGUUGCGAUAAACAGCGCUGGAGAGGCGCGUUGUGAUGCCGACUGCACGGUCCGUGGUCCUCAAUCUCCCGCCAAAACCGCGAAACCAACGACACCUGGCGUCGAGAAGGCGCCGCAAGUAUUGGAGCCGUUGAAAGAUCAAACUAUCAGAGAGGGUACGUCCGUCGCAUUCGCGUGUAGGAUCACUGGGAAACCAGUACCCACGGUGCAAUGGAAGAAAGGCGACAAGGUUAUCAAACCAUCUAAAUAUUUCCAAAUGCAGAAGGAUGGUGACCUUUGCACUUUGAGGAUCUCUGAGGCAUUCCCUGAAGAUGAGGGAGUUUAUAAAUGUAUUGCCAAGAAUCCAGCCGGUGAUGUCACUACUUCAGCAAACCUCAGAGUUCUUGCCCCUGAUGCAGCUGAUGUUCUCCCUAAAUUGUCACCACUGAAAGAUCAAAUAGUGUUUGAGGGACAGCCAGCACAAUUCAAGACUCAAGUUACUCCAGCUAAACCAAAGCCAACGAUCCAAUGGUAUCGCGAAGGUGCCCUAAUUCCUCAAUCACCCGAUUUCCAGAUGAUUCACGAAGGCAACAACGCCGUGUUGCUGAUAGCAACCACGUACGAAGAAGACACUGGCACCUUCACCUGCCGGGCUACCACCUCAGCCGGUACCGUAGAAACGUCCGCCAAACUCAUCGUAAAAAAGAGGAAAGGAGCGUAUUACGAGGUUCCUGCUGAGACGGGACCAGGUGUAAAACCAUCGACAGAUUAUGGAAAAGACAUUAUCCUAGAGCCAUUGACUCUAGAUGAGAAUGGAUUGCCACUCGAAAGUUUACCCUUGCAAGGUGACGAAUCGUUACCCUGGAGAAGGGGACGGGUUCAUCAUCGACCUCAACUUGGCGACGUGACACCAUGGAGGAAAACGAAACCAAAAUCUCGCGAUACAUCUUUGGAUAAGUUGCAAGCUGUGGAAGAUCAAGUAAAACCUUGGACAGAGGAAGCGGUAGUGUUGAAGAAAACUCCGCAAGUUCUUCGUGAAAUGCCGAGGGAAAAAUUAGAGGAAGUCGAGUUAAAACCAACAAAAAUUGAGAAGAAAGAUAUUGCAAGAGCUAGCCUCGAAGCGGUUGAUCUGAAACCUGUUGUUAAAGAAAUGACAAAAGAAAUAAAAACUGAAAAAGAGAAGAUCACUCAACUGGAUAAGGCUACGGAAGAAGUUUAUGUGGAAGAAGAGGACUCUAGAUUUGUCAAAACCUCGAAAACAAUAGAUGAAACUAUUCAGAAGAAAAAGGAGAAAGCUAAACCUUGGACCGAAGAGAAGGUUACGUUAAAGAAAUCGAAACUUGAUAGGAAGGAAAUUCCUAGAGAGACUUUAGAGACUGUGGAAUUGAAACCUUCAAAGAUUAUUAAGAAGGAAGUCGAGAAAGUUACUUUGGAGAAGGUGGAUUUGAAAUCUGUUCCUACAGUGAUUGAGAAGAUGACUGAGGAAACGAUUUUGAAGAGUGAAUAUUUUGAACAAGAGGACACAUCGGUGUUAGAUGUGACUAAGAUUGAAGAAGUGAAAAAAAUAAAGAAAGAGAAGAUAGAAGAAAAAAUGGAAGAAGCGAAACCUUGGACUGAAGAGAAAAUCACUUUGAAGAAAUCUAAACCAAUAAAAAAAGAGAUUGAAAAAGAAACUAUAGAAACUGUGGAACUAAAACCAUCGAAGAUUGAAAAAUUACCUGAUCGAAAACCAAGUUUAGAGAAAGUGGAUUUGAAACCUGUUCCAACGGCAGUGACUGAGAAAAUCACCGAGAAAAAGAUCACUGAAAAAUCUAAAUAUUUUGAAGAAGAGGAUACUGCUUUGUUAGAGGUAUCAAAGACUGAAGAACUAAAGAAAGUGAAGAAAGACAAGGUUGAAGAAAAACCGGAAGAGAAGCCUAAACUUUGGACUGAAGAAAAAGUCACAUUGAAGAAGGCUAAGCCUGUAAAAAAACAAGUUGAAAAGGAGACGAUAGAAACAGUUGAAUUGAAACCAUCGAAAAUAACGAAAACUUCAAUUCCAAAAGAAAGUUUAGAAACGGUGGAUCUUAAAGCUGUCAAGAAGGAAACAGAGAAAAUGAUGAAAGAAAUCGUGCAGAAGACUGAUUAUAUGGAACAAGAAGAUACGACAUUGCUCGAUAUUUCCAAGGAUACGCAAGUGAAGAAAACAAGGAAAGAAUCGAUCUCAGUGGAAAAAGAACAAACUAAACCUUGGACGGAAGAGAAAAUAACAUUAAAGAAAGCCAAACCUGAAAAGAAAGAAAUAUCGAAAGAAACGUUAGAGACUGUACAAUUAAAACCAUUCAAGCCAGAAAAGGCAGAUAUAGAAAAAUCGAGUCUCGAAGAGAUAGAUUUGAAAUCUAUUCCUAAGAAAGAAAUUCCUAAAAAACCUGAGGGAAAAGAGAUAGUUAUUGAAGAAGAUGACACAACUCUUCUUCAGGUCACCAAAGAUACUGAAAGUACUGUCAAGAUUGAUAAAAAAGUGAAGAAAAAGGAAGAAAUUGAAAGAAAAAUUUCGGAAACUAGAUCUUGGAUUGAAGAGAAAAUAACUUUGAAGAAAGCUAAAGUCGAGCAAAAAGAAGUUCGAAGGGAAAGUUUGGAAGAAGUAAUUUUGAAACCAACUAAAACAGAAAAAAGAGAAAUAAAGAAAGAAAUAUUGGAAAAGGUAGAUUUGCAAAAAGUGACUGAUAAGACUCAAUUCGUAGAGAAAGAAGAUACAAAAGUCUUGAAAAUAGACAGAGAAGAAAAGAUCCAGGAAGACAAAAUAGCGACUUGGAGAAAAGAAAAGAAACUAAAGGAACAGGUACCAUAUCACGAAGAAGAAGAUAAAAUGAUAUUGGACGUAGAGAAAGAUAUCGAAUUCACGCAGAAACAGAAGGAAGUGCCAGUACCUUGGGCCAGAGGUAAGAAAAAACUCGCAGAAAAAGUUCCUUAUCAUGAAGGAGAGGAUACUAUUCUUCUUGACGUUGAAAAGACUGAAAAGAUGACUGAGAAACAAGAGCAGGAAGAAGUGCCGGUUCCAUGGACACGAGGAAAGAGAGCAAAGGAAGAAACACCAGAUGUUCCACAGAAAGUGGAAGAAAAGCCAGUAGAGGAAGAAGAAAAAUUAGAGACGAUGCAAGUUCCAUGGCUUCGAGAUAAGAAGGUGACAAAGAAGAUACCGGAAAAGAAAGAGAAACCGGCUGAGGAUAUCAAAUCUGUCACGUUGAAACCGGUCAGACGCGAACAUAUGCCAGAAGAAAAGCAAAAAUUAGAAGAGAUAACAUUGAAGCCUGUCAAACGCAUUCCACGUGAAGAAGAAGAGAAAGAGAAAGUGCAAUUAAAACCCAUUCCAAAAUCCAAGGCUGAAGAGAAACCACGUGCAGAAGUGACGUUGAAAUCAUUCCAAAAACCGAAACAGGAAGAAGAGAAAUCAAAGAAACCAGAAUUGAAACCAUUCGAGAAAUCUAAACCUGAAGUACCAGAAGAAGAAAAAGUACAGUUAAAACCAUUCAAACAAGAAAAACCGGAAGAAAAGUCAACUGUAAUCCCACAAAAACUUUCGGAAAAACCACAAGAAAAAGAAAUAAAGGAAACUGAAGAAAUAUCAUGGCGCAGAAAACCAAAGAAACCAUCGAUUCCUGAAGAAACACUUGUUGAAAAAGUAGGAGAAAAGAUUGUGGAGGAAAAAGUAAUCAAAAAGGAAAAAGAAACGAUCGAAGAUUUCAAAUCAAUAGCUUUGAAACCAGUUAAACGAGAGAAAAAACCUGAAGAACGGGAAGAUAAGGAAGAAAUCAUAUUAAAAUCAGCGAAACAUAUUCCUAAAGAGAAAGAAAGCACUGAGGAAAUUAAAUUGAAACCGGUAGAAAAAUUAAAACCAGAGAAGAAGAUCGAAGAGAAAGAAGAGAAACCUUUAAAACCGAUCGAACAAGAAAAACCAAUUGAAUUAGAAUUGCCUUGGCGACGUGACAAAAGGAAACCUAUCGAACAAAAAAUUACUGAAAUCCCAAUUGAAGAAAAAAAAGUGGAAGAAGAACAAGCGGAAGUUAGUUGGCGAAAACCACAGGAAAAAGUGAUAAAGGAAAUACAAAAAGAAAAAGUAGAAGAUUUUACAGCAGUUAAAUUGAAACCAGCAAGAAAAGAAAAAGGACUGGAUGAAAAGAUAGAAAAAGAAGAAGUAGUAUUGAAACCGAUUGAGAAAAUACCAAAAGAGGAAGAAACAAUUGAAGGAGUGACACUUAAACCAACAAAAUUGGAGAAACCAGAAACAUUCGAAAAUGGUGAAAUUCUUGAAGAAAAAACUGAGUUGCCAUGGCGACGUGGUAAAAAAUCAAUAAAGAAAUUAGCAAAGGAAGAACCGAAACCCGAACAAUUACUAAAACUUGAAGAAGAAGUACCUAAAAGAAUCGAGGAACAAAUAAUAUUUAAACGUGAGGAUGAGACACCCGAGGAAAAAGAAAUACCAGAGAUUAAAUUAAAACCAGUUAAACACAUAGAAAAACCAAAAGAAGAGAAGCCUGAAGAAGUAAAAUUAAAACCUGUAAAACGACUUCCUAAGGAAGAAGAGGAAAAAGAAGUGGUAACGGUGAAACCAAUAAAGAAAGAAAAACCAGAAGAAGAGAAACCCGAGGAAGUGAAAUUGAAACCUGUAAAACGACUUCCUAAGGAAGAAGAGGAAAAAGAAGUGAUAACUCUGAAACCAAUAAAGAAAGAAAAACCAGAAGAAGAGAAAUCCGAGGAAGUGAAAUUGAAACCUGUAAAACGACUUCCUAAAGAAGAAGAGGAAAAAGAAGUGGUAACUCUGAAACCAAUAAAGAAAGAAAAACCAGAAGAAGAGAAACCCGAGGAAGUGAAAUUGAAACCUGUAAAACGACUUCCUAAGGAAGAAGAGGAAAAAGAAGUGGUAACUCUGAAACCAAUAAAGAAAGAAAAACCAGAAGAAGAGAAACCCGAGGAAGUGAAAUUGAAACCUGUAAAACGACUUCCUAAGGAAAAAGAGGAAAAAGAAGUGGUAACUCUGAAACCAAUAAAGAAAGAAAAACCAGAAGAAGAGAAACCCGAGGAAGUGAAAUUGAAACCUGUAAAACGACUUCCUAAAGAAGAAGAGGAAAAAGAAAUGGUAACUCUGAAACCAAUAAAGAAAGAAAAACCAGAAGAGGAGAAACCCGAGGAAGUGAAAUUGAAACCUGUAAAACGACUUCCUAAGGAAGAAGAGGAAAAAGAAGUGGUAACUCUGAAACCAAUAAAGAAAGAAAAACCAGAAGAAGAGAAACCCGAGGAAGUGAAAUUGAAACCUGUAAAACAACUUCCUAAGGAAAAAGAAGAAAAAGAAGUGGUAAGUCUGAAACCAAUAAAGAAAGAAAAACCAGAAGAAGAGAAAUCCGAGGAAGUGAUAUUGAAACCUGUAAGACGACUUCCUAAGGAAGAAGAGGAAAAAGAAGUAGUAACUCUGAAACCAAUAAAGAAAGAAAAACCAGAAGAAGAGAAACCCGAGGAAGUGAAAUUGAAACCUGUAAAACGACUUCCUAAGGAAGAAGAGGAAAAAGAAGUGGUAACUCUGAAACCAAUAAAGAAAGAAAAACCAGAAGAAGAGAAACCCGAGGAAGUGAAAUUGAAACCUGUAAAACGACUUCCUAAGGAAAAAGAGGAAAAAGAAGUGGUAACUCUGAAACCAAUAAAGAAAGAAAAACCAGAAGAAGAGAAACCCGAGGAAGUGAAAUUGAAACCUGUAAAACGACUUCCUAAAGAAGAAGAGGAAAAAGAAAUGGUAACUCUGAAACCAAUAAAGAAAGAAAAACCAGAAGAGGAGAAACCCGAGGAAGUGAAAUUGAAACCUGUAAAACGACUUCCUAAGGAAGAAGAGGAAAAAGAAGUGGUAACUCUGAAACCAAUAAAGAAAGAAAAGCCAGAAGAAGAGAAACCCGAGGAAGUGAAAUUGAAACCUGUAAAACAACUUCCUAAGGAAAAAGAAGAAAAAGAAGUGGUAACUCUGAAACCAAUAAAGAAAGAAAAACCAGAAGAAGAGAAAUCCGAGGAAGUGAUAUUGAAACCUGUAAGACGACUUCCUAAGGAAGAAGAGAAAAAAGAAGUGGUAACUCUGAAACCAAUAACGAAAGAAAAACUAGAAGAAGAGAAACCCGAAGAAGUCAAAUUGAAACCUGUGAAACAUAUAGAAAAAUCAAUAGAAGAAAAAUCAGAGGAAAUUAUAUUGAAACCUGUCAAGCGUCUGUCAAAAGAAGAAGAAGAAAAAGAGGAAGUAAUUUUGAAACCGGUAAAGAAAGAAAAGCCAGAAGAAGAGAAAGCUGAGGAAGUUAAAUUAAAGCCAGUUAAACGUCCUAAAAAACUAAAAGAGGAGAAACCGGAAGAAGUGAAAUUAGAACCAGUUCCAAAACCUGUUUCUGAAAAAGUUGAAGAAAAACCCGAAGACGAGGAGGAAAAAAUAUUACCAUGGCGUCGUGGCAAGAAAACGAAGAAAAUCGUCGAUUUCCGAGAAGAAGUUACAGUGGUACCAAUCGAUCAAGAGAAAGUGAUUACAGAGGUACACGAAGAAGAGACAAAAAUCGUGGAGCAAAAAAUGGAGGCUAAAAAUAUUGUCCAAAUGGAGGUAAAAGAAAUCAAAGAGGAAAAACGGGAAGAAACUGCACUUCCGUGGAGAAGACCGAUAAAAGAAGUAAAAGAAAUCAUCGAAGAAAAAGUUGUAGUUGAAGAAAUUAAACCUAAAACGGUACUGAAGGAAGAUAAAGCUAUUGAAGACGUCACUGAAACAUCGGAAAUCUCUUGGAGAAAAAGGCGAAAACCGAAGAAACCGGAAGAAGAGAAAGAAGUAGUUGAAUUGAAACCAGUCGAGAAACACGAGGAAUUCAUAGAAAGAAUAGAAGAAAUCGUUCUCAAACCUGUCAAAAAAGAGAAAGUACCCGAAGAAGUCAAGAAAGAUGAAAUUCGUCUGAAACCUGUUCCCAAAAAACCACAAGAAGAAGAAGUACCCGAAAAAGUGACUUUGAAACCUGUCAAGAAAGAGAAACUCGAGGAAAAACCUAAGAAGGAAGAAAUAUCAGAAUUGAAACCGGUAAAAUUAGAAAAACCAAAGAAACUUGAAGAAGAGAUAGAAGAAGAAAAAGUGACUGAAAUGUUAUGGAGGAAACCUAAAAAGAAACCUGAAGAGGUACCUGUACCUGUAGAAAAAGAAGUUUCCGCGCAGGAAGUUCAAGUGAUCGAAGCAACUAAAUUAGAAAAGAUUGUUGAAGAUGUAGUCGAGGUUGAGAAGAAAAAAGUCCAAGUCGAGGAUCGUAGGAGGAAACACAAGCAACGUACGCAAGUCGAGAUAUCUAUCACGGAUAAAGAUAAGAAAAUUGCACCGAGAUUUAUUCAGAAACUUCAACCCGUUAUCGCGCAACCUGAAACAACUGCGAAAUUCACGUGUACAGUAUUUGGCAAUCCAUUCCCCGAAAUUACCUGGUACAGAAACGAGCAGGAGCUUCAUGCGAGUGAAAAAUACAUAAUGAUCAUCUACGAAACGACCGCAUCGUUGGAGAUAACGAAAGUGAAGGAAGAGGAUGCUGGAAUGUAUUCUUGCAGAGCGUCGAAUCCGGCUGGAGUAGCUACAUCCACCGUCAAUCUCGUGAUAUUUGAAAAAGAAGAAGAGGGCAUAGCGCCACAUUUCGCGACACCGAUAAAGCCUCUCAUGGUGGAGGAACAUAAACCAGCUCUGCUCGAGUGCAUCGUCAUCGGCACACCGAUGCCAGAAGUGAAGUGGUACCGUGGGGAAGAAGAGCUGAAACCAGAAAAGGACAGAGAGAUCACGUUCAAUCCGGAAACUGGGGAGGCAAAGUUGCACAUAUUGGAGCCAACCGAGGAAGAUGAGACAAUAUAUCGCGUACGAGCUGUGAACAAAUUUGGACGCGCCGAAUGUAGAGCGAAUCUGGUCAUUAGUAAUGUAGUGAGGGUGAGCAAACCGGAAGUUCUGAGGGCGCCAAAGAUCACUAGACCUCUGCCAGCUUUGGUUGCCGAGUUUGGAAAAUCUUUGACGUUGUCCGCUGAUUUCGAGAGCAAACCUACACCAGAAGUGAAAUGGUACCGCAACGGAGCCGAGAUCGUACCGUCUGACAAGCGUGUAAUUAAGAUUUACGAAAACACGACGGAGUUGUACAUUCCUGAAGUAACGAAGAAAGAUGGAGGAAAGUAUGAGGUCCGAGUGGAAAAUCCUGUAGGUGAGGCGAGAAGCUCUGGUUCUGUGACGGUGAAGGAACGAGAGGACAAGACGGACGAGGUGAAAGCACCGAGAUUUAUCGAGCCGCUGCAACCACAAAUUGUAACUGAGGGAGAAGUCGUGAUCAUGGAAACACGUGUCGAUUCCUAUCCGGCAGCCUCUUUCCAAUGGUUCCACGAUACUCGUCCUCUGGAGUCCACACCACAAGUGAGAAUCGUAACGCAAGAGAACAAAUCAAUCCUAAUGAUCAAGGAGAUCAAGCCCGAGUAUUCGGGUACGUACACUUGUCGUGCCGAGAAUGUUGGCGGAUCUGUCACUUGCACGGCGACCAUAAAUCUAUUGGAUACGCCUUGGGAGGAAACCGUGGAGCUGGUUUCACCGACGUUUGUCAAACGAUUGUCGCCGGUCAGGGUCAUGGAUGGUGAAAGCGCCAAUCUGACGUGCAUCGUCCAAGGAAAACCCACGCCUAGAGUCGAGUGGUAUCACGAUAAUAAACCGAUCAAAGAGGGCAAAGAGAUCACGAUCGUGCAAGACACAGAAGGUGUUUGCAGUUUGGCCAUAACCGAAGUGUUUCCAGAGGAUGCUGGAGAAUACACUUGUCGUGCCGUGAAUCCUGUUGGGGAAGCGGUUUGCACAUCGUCACUUAUCGUGGAAGCGUACGAGUAUGUACCGGAUUCAGAGAUCGCUUCUUCGAUUGUUGCAACAUCUCUUACUACAGGACAAAGCGGUUCGGAGGAGGAUCUUUUAUCUCCAAAGGAAACACCUUUGUUCGACACGGAUGAGGAAUCUGCGCCGGAGAUAGUAAAAAAACUUCCUCAAUUAAUACCUAUCAAAGUCGGAGAAUUAACUAGGUUGGAAGUGAAAGUGAAAGGAAAACCAAAACCAGAAGGAAAAUGGUACAAACAGGGCGUCGAGAUCGUGCCAUCCCAAGAAUUCUUGAUCGAGGAAUUCGAAGAUGGCACUUCUGUGUUAACCAUAGCCGAAACUUAUCCAGACGAUAUGGGUGAGAUUGUGUUCGAAGUGCACAAUUCACUCGGCGUAUCGACCACGACUACCUAUCUGUCGGUAGAAGGAAUCGUCGGAACGAAGGAGUACAGAAAGCCAUCAUGGGUCACCCAGAUGGAGGAGAUGCAAGAAGCUCUAAAAGCCACGCAAUCUGUACCACGAUUCAUUCAAGAGAUUACCGAUGUUUAUGCGAAGGAAGGUGAAACCGCGGUGUUCGAAUGCAUGUACUCUGGCAAUCCUGUUCCAGAUGUUGUAUGGUACAAGAACGAUAAGAUGAUUACCAAUACCCCGAACGUGAAAAUACGUCUCUUGGACGAGGAGAAAAAGACAAUAUUGACAAUUAAACAUGCGACCGAAGAAGACGACGCCACUUACGUGUGCAAAGCUACAAGUGAGAUAGGUUUAACAACGACGAAAGCUAAACUACAUGUAACAGAAAUAACUGGCAAAAAAAUCUUCAUGGACGAAGAAGAGUUCGAAGAGCAAAUGGUAGAGGAGAAACCUAAGAAGAAGCUGGAAGAAGAGAAGCCUCAUAAGAAGAAGAAGCCAGAAAUGAAGAAGGCUAAAGAGACGAAGGAAAAAGUGAAAGGGGAACGUGUGAAGGUAGAUAAGAAGGAGUUGCAUAAAGAGAAAUUGGUUCCCAAGGAACAGCCAGAAGAAAAGAAAAUUGUAGAUAUCGAAGAAACUCAAACGCUUGAAACGACAGAAAUUAUUGAAGAACAACCGACAGAGGUAACACAAGCAAAGAAAGUGAUGCCGAUCCAAGAGCCAUUAAUAACAGAGGCAACAGCGUCACUAAAGAAAAUCGACGAUGAAAAAGCACGGGAAAUUAUACCGAAGACGGAAGAACACGCGAAGAGGGUGCUGGAGGAGCGAGAGGGAGUAGUAGUUUCAGAAAUGGCCGUCGAGGAUACGGCCCGUGAUUUCACGAUAGAAUCGGUGGUCGAUCGUGCACAGGUCACAUCGGAGACAUUGCAAACUGUCUCCGUGUCGGAAGUGCACACGGAAGCCAGCGUCCAAGAGAUCAGACGAGUGGACACGAGAAGGAAAGCAAAGAAAACCAUGGUGACAGAGGAGGAAGAGCGUCCAAGAGAAAUUGUGAUUGAGGAGAAGCCGAAAAAGAAGAAGAAGGAGAAGCUGAAAGUGAGAGAGGAGGUGACCAUCGAGGAAAUAGUGGAAAGACAGAAAGAGAAUAUCGCGAGAGAGGUGGAAGAAAUUAUGGAAACGCUUCACGCGAAAGAAUUCGGGCCAGGAGAGGCUCCUCUUCGAGAAUUGGCCACCAUCGGUUUCUUGGUACGCCAGGGUGUCUCUGUGAACGAGAUCAAUGAGAGCUUAUAUAGAACGGACAAUUUCCCUGCGCUGAAAACCCCCGAGGCUCAGAAUGCGCUUGUUCAAUUGGUCGAGAGGGAAGGUCAUGGGCCAUUGAUUACCCAAGUUCUGACGGAAGAAACAACUACUGAUGAGAGUGUGGUGGCUGCUACCAUCGGCUUCCGCGCCUUCAUGAGAAUGAUCGAGUUGCAACACGUCACCGUUGAAGAAGUUCUCACUCAUUUUGCACCGGAGGACUUCCGACCGCGAGCUUGGGAGGUUACAGAAGCCACAGAAGUUGAAACAGAGGAACGGAUUACGGAACGAGUGGAUGUCAUUCACAAAACGGAAGUUCAUUUCAUGGAGAGGAGGGACGAAAGAAAAGCCGUCCGCACGCAGGAUAUUCGAGACAUUAAAGAAUACGAGGACACACGGCAGGCACACACGACACUGCGCGAACGAAAAUUAAUGAAACCGAAGGAACAAAUCGAAGAGAGAAAGGAAGAUAGGGGCGAGGGGGUUCAGGUUGUAGAGAUCGAAGAAAUUGAGGAAACCGAAACCGGGAGGAAGAAGACAAAGGACGUGGAAGAGAUUGAGGAAGAAAUCGAAACAAUUAUCGUUGAGACAGACUCGAAGCGCAAACUGGCUCAAAAACAAAAGAAACGCAUAGAUGUAGAAGAAGAGGAAAUCAUAGAAAAAGAGAGAAAGACACUAACACCUAAAAGAUCACGUAUUAGGCGAGAUGAGAUUGAAAUGGAAGAAAUCGAAGAGUUUGAGAUAAAAGAAGAUAGAUCUAUGCCUUCUCUCAUAUUAAAUGUUCCUAGCCAACGACACCAGAUAAUACCUUUGGAUCAUACCAUCGAGCAAGCACCUGGUAAACCGGAAUUAGAAAAAGCCAAACUAACAAUGGACACCAUUACGCCGUUAACUGAGCAUUUGGUUCCUAUUCAGGAGAAAGAAAUCGAUGAUAUUAGCCAAAUUAAAAUCAUAGAACGAAAAGCAUCCUUGUCCAUUUCGCCAAUGGAACCUUAUUCUAUCAUGGAAACAACUGUCCAAGCUUCUACUGGUGAAUUCAUGAGUACUUUUAAACCUACAUUCUAUGAAGCGACACGUGGUAUCGUGCCAUCCGAAAGUUUGGUAAUCAGCGAAACUCUGGCCAACGACGCUGGAUUAUCCAGUUUAAUCAUUAAUAAACAGGAAAUCGGUAAAACAGCAGAUGUUAGUGUGACUCUUCAGGAAGCCACGACUGUUUAUGAAACCAUGGUAAGUCAAAAGGAAGCUCCAACAGAAGAUUUCGUAUCACCAUUGACUGUCAGAGCAGAAGAUACCAUCCUUCCUCAAAUAGGAUUGUCUGUGUAUGAGAUUCAGGAAGGAGUAACAGAAGAUAAGUUAGAACCCUUAAAGACUUUACCGACUAAGCCUAGAGUGAAUGUCGCUGCGGUUGAACCAUUGGUUGUGGAAGAAGUUAGAGCAGAGGACAAACCAGGAAAAUAUUACCCAGAACUUGUAGUUCCAACAGAGGUCGCCACUGAGACCAUAAUUCCUCAACGACAACGAGUGACUGAGGAAAUGUACGCACCUGAAAAGGAAGGCAUAUAUGUUCCUGGAAGAUUACCACUUAGUCAGAAAGCACAAGUUGGAAUAUCUUAUGGAAACGAAACUGCUAUAGUUCAGCAGAAUAUUGUACAGGAAAGCGAAGGGGUAUAUAUUUCAGAAAGAAAAACUGACACCUUUGAAGCUACGCCCAAUGUUACUGUUCUUGAAGGAGUUUCCGUGUCCACAGUUCAAGCUCAAGAUACUGAAAGCAAUUUGAUGAUUGAAGAAAUGAAGAAAGCAGUAGCUGACUUGAAUAUCAUUGAGAUCACAUCAGCAGUGACGAGUGAAACUGUGCCAUCUGAGAAAGAGAAAGAAUAUCAACUCGGAGAUAAACCAGCUAUCAAAACAGCUGAGACGUCUAUUUCCUUAUUGGAAAUUGGUUCCAUAGCGAGCACUAUUAUUCAAGAGUCUGAAGGAAUUUAUCAUCCUGAUCAAAAACCAACUAAAGUAUUGGCAGAGACUUCCAUCAAACCUGAAGAAUAUGUUCAAAUAUCUGAGAUUCAAACAGCGGAUUAUCCAUCUGAUUUUAAGGAAGAAUUGAAAUAUGUGCAAGAAAGUGGAACAAUUGCUGUACAAUUAAUAGAGGCUAAAAUGAUCCAAGAAACUAUGACCCAUGAUCGUGAAGCAAAAAUGGAGGAAUUAGUAAAACCAGAAAAGCAUGUUGUAGAGACAAGCUACGAUGCCAUUAAAAGUGUCGAAGUAUUCCAAACUACGUCCAUAGAGAAGGAAGCUGAUUUAAAAGUUUUCGAAAUGCCAGAAUCUCAUCAUGGAAAGACAGUACCAAUUCAUCCUGUUGUUUCAUUGGAAAUCGAAAUGACUCAACCGGAAGAUAAUUUAGGCAUGAUAAAAAAGGAAGUUCCAUCGUCUAGUAUUGCUAAAAUAGAACCUAUUGCUUUGCAAGAAACCAUAAUAGCUGAAACUGUAAUCGCUGAAGACGUGGCACCGGUUCAAAAAGACAAAAUUCCUGAAUUCAAGAUGGUCGAAGUGAUGAUGAAUGAGAUCGAGAGUUUACACACCACAAUGGUGAUAGCCAGUGAAAAAGAAGCUGAAUAUACUGAAAUUUCUGAAAUGAAAGGAGCUUAUGCUACUACAGAAUUCACUACGCAGGUGGCGCCAGUAUUUGAAGAGGUUAGAACUCACUCACCGACAGGAGAAUAUAUCUCGGAAGAGAAACCAAUCUCCGGCGAGGCUCAACCAUCACACAUUCCAUUAGAAAGUGUAACAAUUGCUAUACAAGAAUUGGCAGAAAAGGAAGAUUUGUACAUGAGUGAAAUACAGCCAAAUAAGAAGAUUGCGAUUGUCGAAUUGACCGAACCUAGACCUGGUCCAAUUAUUCUUGAAGUUAUUUCUCAUGAUCGUGAGAAUGUGUAUAGUCCUGAUGUAAAACCACAAGAUUACACCGCUGAAACUUUAGUGUCUGGUCAUAAAGUUGCAUUAAAAUCUGAGACUUUAGUGGAACAAAGCACUAUUAACAUAAGCAUCGAUAAACCUCAAUCAAAAAAGGCCAUACCGCAACGAGAUGUUUUGGAAGAAUUGAUCGUAACAGAGACAACUAUUGCCGAAACUGAAAAGACCAGAGAAGCGGAUAUUAUUCCAACUAUCCAGAAUGCAGAGAUUGAAAUUCAGUCGAAAAAAGAAAAAUUAACCGUGAUCGAGGUAACAAGUAUUCAGGAAGAAGAAAAAUUAGAAAUAGAAAAGAUACCAAAGGAAAGAAAAGUUGUUCUGGGUAUUACUGGAGGACAUGAGGUGGCAGAAAUACAAGAGACUGUUCUAGCAAGUAAUGUUAACAUUUUAAAGGAAGAAAAAAUCAAAGAAGAGCAUGCUAAUCAACAACAAAGUGGAUUAGAAGUUGUAGAGCAGACGGAAAUAUCAAUUUCUGAGAAAGAGUCUCCUCUUCAAAAAGACAUAAGACCUGAUAUCAAAAACGUUGAAGUUAUAUUCCAAGAAGGGGAAGGUAUUGUGAUAGGUAUUACGCAUCCUGAGGAUAAAGAGGGAAUAUUCACUCGAGAAGAAAAACCAAAAGGUGUAGAAGCUACAAUAGAUAUUAUUACGCAAGGAGUAGCAUCUAAAUUUGAAAUUUUGAGUGACACAGGCUUGAGUGAUUUGCCAAAUGAAAUAGUUCAAGAGAUGAAACCUAAAACCACGAUAUUACCUAUCGAAGCUGCAGUUGCUGAAGAAGUACACACCAGAGAAACAGAGGCACCAUUCAGUGAGGUUAAACCCAACGAUAAGAAAGCGAAUCUCGAGUUUGUGAUAGGCGAAGGUUUGAUUAUUUCAGCGAUUACAACUGAAGAUAAGGAGAGUCUACUUCCAGAAACUGAAAAACCGAAAACCAAAUCCGCCAGUUUAGACAUUCCAACACAUUUCGUAGCUCAGACUAUCGAGACUAAUACUACAGACAAUGUAGGCGAGUUUAAACGAGAAGAAAUGCAUAUAGCUACAGCUACAACUGAUCAUAUCACAUUCCGCAGUGUGAUUACAUCUGAAACAGCUACUGGUGAUCUUGAAAAACCGAUGGAAGACUUCAUUCAACCGGACAAGAAGAUGAUCGAUAUUUCUUUCCAGGAGGAAAAAGGCAUAACAGUCAUUGAAACAAUUACAUCAGAUAAAGAAAAAGAGUACUUCAAGAAACUAGAAAUACAAGGAGAACAAGCUACUGCAAGCUUCGAUGCGCAUAAAGUUGCACAAUUAACAGAGAUUAAUCCAGCUGCUAUUUCUGGAGAUUUAACUAUGUCUGCUCCAAUCACAGUAGCUGCUAAAGAAGAACGAUUACCAUUUGAAAGUAUUGUUCAAACAGAAACCAUCGUGUCUGAAACUGAGAAGGAAUUCAAAGAUAAACCUGUAAUCACUAAUAAAGCAGAGGUUUCUAUCAAUGAAAUCAUUAGUGCAACGACGAUUACUGAGAUUCCAGCUGAUAAAGAAGACAUUCUUCAGAUAUUUGAGAAACCAUCUGAGAAACAAGCUAGUGUACAGUUUGCUGGACACAUGAUUGCGGAAAAGACCGAAGUGACUGUCGAUUCCAGUGCUGGUAAAUUGGAGAAAGUAAAACCAGUCUCCGCAUUAGCAGUGCCAUCUAGUAUCCCCUUGGAAGCUGUGAUUAGUUCGGAAAUUCAACCAACUGAAGUUGAAGGAUCAUUUAUCAAAGACAAAAGACCAUUGAAGGCUAUAGCAGAUUUAUCUGUAAUAGAAAAACAAAGUGUACAAGUAUCAGCCGUGAUUAUGGAAGACAAAGAGGAAGAAUACAAGUCUAAAAAUUUACCAGAGAUAAAGACUGCUGGAAAGAGCCUGGUUUCUGGUCAUAUGGUAGCUGAAACGACUAUGCAAAUUGUAGAUUUCAGCACUGGAGAAUUCAUUCAAGAAAAGCCAUCAGGUGCUACCGCUAUAUCAGAACAUGUUCCGUUCAUUUCAUUGAUUGAAUCUCAACCAAUUAUACAAGAAAGUGAAGACAAAUUUAUACCAGGCCAAUUACCAGAAAACAAAAUUGCCAUUGUAGAUCUUGAAGAGAGUAAGAAAAUCGGAAUUGUGUCUCAAAUAACUCCAGCAGAUAAAGAAUCUUUAUAUAUUUCUGAAGAACAGCCAUCAAAGCGUGCAGCCUCGUUUGGAUUAGACACCAUUCAUGGAAUUGCUGAAACAACCACCAUCUCCGUAGAGGAUUCAAUAAGUGAAGUGAAAUUAGAGAAACCAGACACCAAGAAAGCAUUAACCAGUCAAGAACUGUAUCAAAGUUUGCUGAUUACGCAAGAUAUCGUUCAAGAUCGAGAGAAUAUCUUCGAAGGAAAGUUCAAGCCAACUAUUCAAAAGGUAGAAGUAUCUAUUGAAGAAGGCAAACGUGUGACUAGUGUUAUCGAAGUUAGCGCAGCCGAUAAAGAAGAGAUAUUAAAGACAAUCCAAGAAGAAAAAAUAAGAUCAAUAGUGCCGAUUAUCGUCUCCGGACACGAAGUAGCGGAAAGAUCUGAAAUUAUACCACAUUUGAGUACUGGAGAAAUGGAUAUCAUUAAACCUACUACAGUCACUGCACAAGUAGGCCAAAAACCAUUCGAAACGAUCGAGAUGAUAGAACAAGUGCUGGCAGAAAAAGAAAUAGACAAGGUCGAGAAAAUAUCACUACAGAAAACUAAUGCUCGAAUUGCCGUAGACGAAAACAGAUUUAUCGCUAUCACAGAAGCGACCACAGCACAAGAUGUCGAGGCUGAACUGUCGAUAAUUAAGAAACCUCGCGAAGAAGUGGCAAAAUCAUCGAUGGAGAGUAAAGAAGUUGCUGAACAAAUGGAAGUAAAUCUCAGAGAAGAACUGGGAAACUUACCUGUAGCGCAACGACCAACAACAUUCGAAGCUCAUCCAAUGCAGACGAUAUUGGAAAGCAUUGAUAUCAGUGAGACUGUUCCACAAGAACAUAGUGCAGUAUUUGAGGAAAGGAUGAAAAUGGAUGAACGAAGUGCGAAAGUGAGCUUCGUUGAAGGAAAAAGCAUUAAUAUUUCUCACGUUAUUUCUCAAGAUAAGGAAGAUACAAUGAUUAUACAAAAAUGUGAAGAGAGCACAGCGGAAGUGACUUUGACAAAAGUUGGAAUGGAUGUAGCACAAAAAGCUCAAGUAUUUAUUGAGCAGAGCACUGAAUUAAUUCAGCCAUUUGAGAAACGUGAGGUACAAGCUCAUCAUAAACAGGAUGCUCUAGAACCAAUUAUUGUGGAAGAAAUUCCAAGUGCAGAAAGUGAAGGAGUUUUUAACAAAUAUCCAAAAACAGUUUUUUCUACAGCAAUGCAGACAUUCGAACAAGGUCAUGGAAUAUCGAUAACGGAAGUCACUUCAGCGGAAGUGGAGUCUGUGCUGAAAGAAAAGAAAUUGGAUAUUUCGCAAACAGCUAAUAGUACUCUUAUCAUGGAACGUAACAUCGUUGAAACAACUAUGAUUGAAUCUCAAAUUAGCAUACCGGAUAAGAUAGAACAAGUAAGCAUGAAGCCUCAAGUAGCUAUUCCUGAACAAGAUACUUUCGAGAGCAUUAUCGUGAACGAGAACAUAGUGGAAGAAAGCGAAUCCACAUUCGAAGGUGUGUUCAAACCUCAGACUCAAAAAGCAGAUAUCGACAUACAAAAAGUAACAUCACUUCAGGUAUCAGAAACUAUCACGGAAGAUAAGGAAAGUGUUUUCGAUGUAGUACCUAAACGAGAAGUUAAAGCUACCCAGGAUAUGAAUUUGCACGAAACCGUGAUUGGAUCUUUAGUAGAAAGUGUUCAGAGUAUUCAGGAAAUUCACGAAGAAAAACGAAUAUCGUCUCAAGCCACAAUGGCUCAAACAGAGAUAGAAACAGCUGUAAAAAUAGAGACAACUGUUAGCGAAAGAGAAGGCACAUUUGAAGAAAAAGAUUUUAAACUUGAACAACAAAAAGGCAAACCUCAGAUGGAAGGACUCAGCACUGUCAUUGUUACGGAAAUUAUUUCUAAUGAAAUUGAAGAUAUUUUACCAGUAACAGUUAUACCCAAAGAACAACAGGCUCAACCUAUUCUUACAGGCAGAGAAGUUCCGGAAAUAACACAAGUGAUUGCUGCAUCGACUACUGAAGAAUUCGAAAAAGUAACUCAAUUAAAAAAACAGCAAGGCAAAAUAGAAAUGGAAGAGAUGUCUUCUGUCACAAUUUCUGAAGUAAUCUCUAAUGAAACCGAAGAUAUAUUUGCUUUGAAAACCAUGCCUAAAGAUCAGAAAGCAAACUUUAAUAUUUUAGGCCAUGAAAUCGCAGAAACAUCUCAAGUGAUCAGUAUAAUAGAAACAGAAAACCUUACAUUGAAGAGACCCGAAGAACAAAAGGGAAAACCUAAAUUAGAUGAACUGACACCUCUCACAGUUUCACAUGUGGUAUCUGAAGAAGCAGAGGAAACAUUGUCAUUGGCUGAAAUUCCAAAAGAAAAAACAGCUCAGCCAAGUUUGACCGGAAGAGAUGUUGCAGAGAUCAUGCAAGUAUUAGCUAUUGCUAGUGCCGAGGAACUCAUAGCAUCUAAAGCUCCAGAAGAACAGAAAGGUAAGCUACAAAUGGAGGAAUUCGCACCUUUAACUGUCUCGCAAGUUGUUUCUCAAGAAACAGAGGAAACAUUACCUACACCGGAAAUACCGAUCGAAAGAGAAGCUCAACCCAGCCUUAUAAGCAGAGACGUGGCACAAACAAUGGAAAUAUUGACUAUGGCAAAUAUUGAUACUUUAGCUGAAGAUAAAAAGCCUGGAGAACAGAAAGGUGUUCCUGGUUUGGAGGAAUUUGUUCCUUUAUCCGUAUUGCAGACGAUUUCCACGGAAACAGAGGAUGUGUUAGCCAGUCCUAAAGUACCGACAGAGAAAAUUGCUCAAUCGAGUUUGACUGGUCACGAUGUGGCAGAGACAACUCAAAUAUUGACUAUGAUCGCUGCUAAGGAAUUAAUAGCUGAUUGUGUACCAGAAAAGCAAAAAGGAAGACCAAAUAUAGAAGAAUUGACAUCCGUUAUGGUUUCUCAAACAGUAUCUCAUGAGACCGAAGAGACAUUAGACAAACAGAUAGCUCCAAGUGCAGCGAUAGCUAGGCCUGCAUUAUUGGGAAGAGAAGUUGCUGAGACUAGUCAAGUUCUUACAAUGACUAACGUAGAAGAAUUGCAAAAAUCUGUUCUACCAGAGCAACAAAAAGGAAAACCAAACGUGGAGGAACUGACUUCUAUCACGGUUUCUCAAACAAUAUCUCAUGAGAUUGAAGAAACAUUAGAGAAAGAGGUAGCUCCGAGUGUAGUGAUUGCUAAACCUGCAUUGACAGGUAGAGAAGUCGCUGAAGUCAGUCAAAUUCAUACUGUAGCUAGUGUAGAGGAACUAGAAAAAGAUAAACUACCUGAGCAACAGAAAGGAAAACCAAAUGUGGAGGAACUGACUUCUAUCACGAUUUCUCAAACGAUGUCUCAUGAAACUGAAGAGGUAUUGGAGAAACAGGUAACUCCAAGUACAAUGAUUGCUAAACCUGCACUGACAGGUAGAGAAGUCGCUGAAGUUAGUCAGGUUCAUACUGUGACUAAUGUAGAAGAAUUAGAAAAAGAUAAACUACCGGAACAACAGAAAGGAAAACCAAACGUGGAGGAAUUGACUUCUAUCACAGUUUCUCAAACAAUAUCUCAUGAGAUCGAAGAAACAUUGGAAAAACAGCUAGCUCCCAGUGUAGUCAUUGCUAAACCUGCACUGACAGGUAGAGAAGUCGCUGAAGUUAGUCAGGUUCAUACUGUGACUAAUGUAGAAGAAUUAGAAAAAGAUAAACUACCGGAACAACAGAAAGGAAAACCAAACGUGGAGGAAUUGACUUCUAUCACAGUUUCUCAAACAAUAUCUCAUGAGAUCGAAGAAACAUUGGAAAAACAGCUAGCUCCCAGUGUAGUCAUUGCUAAACCUGCACUGACAGGUAGAGAAGUCGCUGAAGUCAAUCAAAUUCUUACUGUAGCUAGUGUAGAGGAACUAGAAAAAGAUAAAUUACCUGAGCAACAGAAAGGAAAACCAAACGUGGAGGAAUUGACUUCUAUCACGAUUUCUCAAACGAUGUCUCAUGAAACUGAAGAGAUAUUGGAGAAACAGAUAACUCCAAAUAGAAUGAUUGCUAAACCUGCAUUAACAGGUAGAGAAGUCGCUGAAGUCAGUCAAAUUCUUACUAUGGUCAGUGUAGAGGAAUUAGAAAAGAGUAAAUUACCGGAACAACAGAAAGGAAAACCAAAUGUGGAGGAACUGACUUCUAUCACAGUUUCUCAAACAGUGUUUCAUGAGACUGAAGAGACAUUGGAAAAACAAGUAGCUCCAAAUAUAGUGAUUGCCAAACCUACACUGGCAGGUAGAGAAGUCGCCGAAGUCAGUCAAAUUCUUACUAUGGCUAGUGUAGAGGAAUUAGAAAAAGAUAAAUUACCAGAACAACAAAAAGGAAAACCAAACGUGGAGGAAUUGACUUCUAUCACGGUUUCUCAAACGAUGUCUCAUGAGACCGAAGAGACAUUGGAGGAACAGAUAGCUCCAAGUGCAGCGACAGCUAUUCCUGCAUUAUUAGGAAGAGAGAUUGCUGAGACUAGUCAAGUUCUUACAGUGACUAGCAUAGAAGAACUAGAAAAACGUACAUUGCCCGAAGAACAGAAAGGAAAACCAAGAUUGGACGAACUGACAUCCAUAACAGUUUCUCAAAUAGUAUCGAUUGAGUUAGAAGAUAAAUUACCAUCUCCUGAGAAGCCAAGCGAAAAGGUCGCACAACCGCAGAUGGCUGGUAGAGAAGUAGCUCAAAAAACAGAGAUUCUAACAGUGACUAAUGUCGAAGAAUUGGAGAAAUCGGAGAAACCAGAAGGUCAAAAAGGUAGACCGGAUGUGGAGGAACUGAGUUUUCUCACCAUUUCCGAAGUAGUGUCCACAGAAGCAGAAAAAGAAUUACCUGCACCAAAAGCUCCCAAAGAACAUAAAGCGCUUCCACAAUUGGAUAGUAUUGAAGUAGCAGAAACGUCUGAAGUAUUAACAAUAACAACUACAGAAGAACUUCCAAAAUCUAAAGUUCCUGAAGAACAGAAAGGAAAACCUCAAUUAGAGGAAUUGCUUUCUUUAUCUGUCUCAGAAAUUGCAUUUGGUGAGAUGGAAAAGAAUCUUGCUACUCCAGAUGAACCCACCAUUCAAAUAGCUAAGCCUAGCUUGAUAAGCAUCCAAGUUGCUCAGAAAUCUCAAGUAAUUCCAUCAGUUACGGCUGGAGAAUUGCAAAAAGAGAUAAAACCAGUUGCCAAACAAAUAAUUCCUGAACAGAUACCAUUCGAGAGUAUCGAGCAAUUGCAAGCAAUGACCCAGGAAAGCGAGGAUAUUUUCGUUGUGGAAAAAAUAGCCAAAUCAGUCACAGCUGAAAUGUCGUUCCGCAUGUCUGAAAGCGUGGAAGUAACACAGAUAAUGGCUACGGAACAAGAAUCAAAAGAGGUGAUUAAAGGCGUUGCCAAAGAAGUUUCUGCUCAACCUGACGUGAUUAAACACGAAGUUGCUUUGAAAACAGAAGUCCAGUUAGCAGACGUGGUUGAUGAAUUCAAAGUGAUGAAACCGGAAAGCAAGAUAGCCAAAGACGUAGACGAGAUUCAACAGAGUGUAAUCGUUACAGAACCACUGAGUGCCGGUGAGAUUGAGUCAGAAAUGCCCGAGUCUGUAUUACCUUCCGCGAAGUUAGCGAAUAUUAUUGUCGAGGCAGAACACCUGGAACAUGUUGUGGAAACUACAGAAGUACCAGCGCAACAACAUCACAUCACAAUCACACAACACACAACAAAACACGAUACGCCACAGUUGAUUGAAUCAGAUACUGAGGUAAUAGAAGAAUAUACGACGAAAUUUAGACGUGGAAGCAAAGAGGAUGAGACCGCGGCAGUUAAAACCAAGAAAACAAUUAUACGUAAGAAAAAGCCACAGAACGAAGAAGACAACGUCGUCGUCAUUGAGGAAGAAUUAGAGGAUAUCAAGCCAAAAAUACCAACGAUACCAAAGAAACAAUUUAUGCCGAUUGAAGAAAUAACGACUACAAUAGAUGUCGAAGAAAUUAUACCGACCAGAAUAGAAGAGGCAGAGGAAACAGUGCAAAAAGAAGAGCAAAAAAUACAAGAAGAAGAGAUUCAGAUUCAAGAUAUAGAAAUUAACAAAGAUACAAAAACAAUUAAACAUAAACGAGGAAAAACACAAAAAAUUACAGAAAAACUUAGGCUAGAAGAAAAACAAAAGUUACCAGUAACAACAAUAGAAACAAAGCCAACUGAAACAUCAGAAAAAGUUGAAAUCAAAGUGAAAGGAGAAAUACCAGUAAAAGAAGAAGUACCAGAAGAAGAAACGAAACCAUUCGCAACAUUAAAAUAUAUUACACCUAGAGUACAAGUUGAAGAACAAACGACAGUGACAGUAGAAACAACAAAAGAAGGUAAACCGAAAAAGACAAUAAAAAAGAAAAUAAUUACAAAAAAAGGUAAGCAACAACAAGAGACAGAAGUAGUUACAGUUGAAGAGGACGGGAAGGCUCCAGAAACAACAGUAAUAGAAGGACCAAUAGAGGAAAUAGUACAAGAAAUAAUAAAAACUCUACCUGCAGAAGAAAAGGCUAAGACUAUGGAAGUAGAAGAGGUAAAGGAACAGGUUACUGUCACCGAGGAAAUAACGAAACUCGGUAAACCAAAGAAGACUACCAAAAAGAAAAUCAUUAAGCGCCGUGGAAAAGAACAACAAGUGACAGAAAUAAUAACAGUUGAAGAGGAAGGGAAAGCUCCUGAAACAACUAUGACAGAAGGACCAUUAGAAGAAAUUGUUGAAGAAACAGUAAAACCUCUUCCUGCUCUAGAAACAGUUAAGCCUACCGAAGUAGAAGAGGUAAAGGAACAGGUUACUGUCACCAAGGAAAUAACGAAACUCGGUAAACCAAAGAAGACUACCAAAAAGAAAAUUAUCAAACGACGUGGAAAAGAACAACAAGUGACAGAAGUGGUUACAGUUGAAGAGGAAGGAAAAGCUCCUGAAACAACUGUGAUAGAAGGACCAUUAGAAGAAAUUGUUGAAGAAACAGUAAAACCUGUUCCUGCUCUAGAAACAGCUAAACCUAUCGAAGUAGAAGAGGUAAAGGAACAGGUUACUGUCACCGAGGAAAUAACGAAACUCGGUAAACCAAAGAAGACUACUAAAAAGAAAAUUAUCAAACGACGUGGAAAAGAACAACAAGUGACAGAAGUGGUUACAGUUGAAGAGGAAGGGAAAGCUCCUCAGACAACUGUAACAGAAGGACCACUAGAGGAAAUUGUUGAAGAAACAAUAAAACCUCUUCCUGCUCUAGAAACAGCUAAGCCUACCGAAGUAGAAGAGGUAAAGGAACAGGUUACUGUCACCGAGGAAAUAACGAAACUCGGUAAACCAAAGAAGACUACUAAAAAGAAAAUUAUCAAACGACGUGGAAAAGAACAACAAGUGACAGAAGUGGUUACAGUUGAAGAGGAAGGAAAAGCUCCUGAAACAACUGUGACAGAAGGACCAUUAGAAGAAAUUGUUGAAGAAACAGUAAAACCUCUUCCUGCUCUAGAAACAGCUAAACCUACCGAAGUAGAAGAGGUAAAGGAACAGGUUACUGUCACCGAGGAAAUAACGAAACUCGGUAAACCAAAGAAGACUACUAAAAAGAAAAUUAUCAAACGACGUGGAAAAGAACAACAAGUGACAGAAGUGGUUACAGUUGAAGAGGAGGGGAAAGCUCCUGAAACAACUGUGACAGAAGGACCAUUAGAAGAAAUUGUUGAAGAAACAGUAAAACCUGUUCCUGCUCUAGAAACAGCUAAACCUACCGAAGUAGAAGAGGUAAAGGAACAGGUUACUGUCACCGAGGAAAUAACGAAACUCGGUAAACCAAAGAAGACUACUAAAAAGAAAAUUAUCAAACGACGUGGAAAAGAACAACAAGUGACAGAGGUGGUUACAAUUGAAGAGGAAGGGAAAGUUCCUCAGACAACUGUAACAGAAGGACCACUAGAGGAAAUUGUUGAAGAAACAAUAAAGCCUCUUCCUGCUCCAGAAAUGGCUAAGCCUACCGAAGUAGAAGAGGUAAAGGAACAGGUUACUAUCACCGAGGAAAUAACAAAAUUAGGCAAACCAAAGAAGACUACUAAAAAGAAAAUUAUCAAACGACGUGGAAAAGAACAACAAGUGACAGAAGUGGUUACAGUUGAAGAGGAGGGGAAAGCUCCUGAAACAACUGUGAUAGAAGGACCAUUAGAAGAAAUUGUUGAAGAAACAAUAAAACCUCUUCCUGCUCUAGAAACAGCUAAGCCUACCGAAGUAGAAGAGGUAAAGGAACAGGUUACUGUCACCGUGGAAGUAACGAAUCUCGGUAAACCAAAGAAGACUACAAAAAAGAAAAUUAUCAAACGACGUGGAAAAGAACAACAAGUGACAGAAGUGGUUACAGUUGAAGAGGAAGGAAAAGCUCCUGAAACAACUGUGACAGAAGGACCAUUAGAAGAAAUUGUUGAAGAAACAGUAAAACCUCUUCCUGCUCUAGAAACUGCUAAGCCUACCGAAGUAGAAGAGGUAAAAGAACAGGUUACUGUCACCGAGGAAAUAACGAAACUCGGUAAACCAAAGAAGACUACUAAAAAGAAAAUUAUCAAACGUCGUGGAAAAGAACAACAAGUGACAGAAGUGGUUACAGUUGAAGAGGAAGGGAAAGCUCCUGAAACAACUGUGACAGAAGGACCAUUAGAAGAAACUGUUAAAGAAACAGUAAAACCUGUUCCUGCUCUAGAAACAGCUAAACCUACCGAAGUAGAAGAGGUAAAGGAACAGGUUACUGUCACCGAGGAAAUAACGAAACUCGGUAAACCAAAGAAGACUACUAAAAAGAAAAUUAUCAAACGACGUGGAAAAGAACAACAAGUGACAGAAGUGGUUACAAUUGAAGAGGAAGGGAAAGCUCCUGAAACAACUAUGACAGAAGGACAAUUAGAAGAAAUUGUUGAAGAAACAGUAAAACCUGUUCCUGCUCUAGAAACAGCUAAACCUACCGAAGUAGAAGAGGUAAAGGAACAGGUUACUGUCACCGAGGAAAUAACGAAACUCGGUAAACCAAAGAAGACUACUAAAAAGAAAAUUAUCAAACGACGUGGAAAAGAACAACAAGUGACAGAAGUGGUUACAGUUGAAGAGGAAGGGAAAGCUCCUGAAACAACUGUGACAGAAGGACCUUUAGAAGAAAUUGUUGAAGAAACAGUAAAACCUCUUCCUUCUCUAGAAACAGCUAAACCUACCGAAGUAGAAGAGGUAAAGGAACAGGUUACUGUCACCGAGGAAAUAACGAAACUCGGUAAACCAAAGAAGACUACUAAAAAGAAAAUUAUCAAACGUCGUGGAAAAGAACAACAAGUGACAGAAGUUGUUACAGUUGAAGAGGAAGGGAAAGCUCCUGAAACAACUAUGACAGAAGGACAAUUAGAAGAAAUUGUUGAAGAAACAGUAAAACCUGUUCCUGCUCUAGAAACAGCUAAACCUACCGAAGUAGAAGAGGUAAAGGAACAGGUUACUGUCACCGAGGAAAUAACGAAACUCGGUAAACCAAAGAAGACUACUAAAAAGAAAAUUAUCAAACGACGUGGAAAAGAACAACAAGUGACAGAGGUGGUUACAAUUGAAGAGGAAGGGAAAGUUCCUCAGACAACUGUAACAGAAGGACCACUAGAGGAAAUUGUUGAAGAAACAAUAAAGCCUCUUCCUGCUCCAGAAAUGGCUAAGCCUACCGAAGUAGAAGAGGUAAAGGAACAGGUUACUAUCACCGAGGAAAUAACAAAAUUAGGCAAACCAAAGAAGACUACUAAAAAGAAAAUUAUCAAACGACGUGGAAAAGAACAACAAGUGACAGAAGUGGUUACAGUUGAAGAGGAGGGGAAAGCUCCUGAAACAACUGUGACAGAAGGACCAUUAGAAAAAAUUGUUGAAGAAACAGUAAAACCUCUUCCUGCUCUAGAAACAGCUAAGCCUACCGAAGUAGAAGAGGUAAAGGAACAGGUUACUGUCACCGUGGAAGUAACGAAUCUCGGUAAACCAAAGAAGACUACUAAAAAAAUUAUCAAACGACGUGGAAAAGAACAACAAGUGACAGAAGUGGUUACAGUUGAAGAGGAAGGAAAAGCUCCUGAAACAACUGUGACAGAAGGACCAUUAGAAGAAAUUGUUGAAGAAACAGUAAAACCUCUUCCUGCUCUAGAAACUGCUAAGCCUACCGAAGUAGAAGAGGUAAAAGAACAGGUUACUGUCACCGAGGAAAUAACGAAACUCGGUAAACCAAAGAAGACUACUAAAAAGAAAAUUAUCAAACGUCGUGGAAAAGAACAACAAGUGACAGAAGUGGUUACAGUUGAAGAGGAAGGGAAAGCUCCUGAAACAACUGUGACAGAAGGACCAUUAGAAGAAAUUGUUGAAGAAACAGUAAAACCUCUUCCUGCUCUAGAAACAGCUAAACCUACCGAAGUAGAAGAGGUAAAGGAACAGGUUACUGUCACCGAGGAAAUAACGAAACUCGGUAAACCAAAGAAGACUACCAAAGAGAAAAUUAUCAAACGACGUGGAAAAGAACAACAAGUGACAGAAGUGGUUACAAUUGAAGAGGAAGGGAAAGCUCCUGAAACAACUAUGACAGAAGGACCAUUAGAAGAAAUUGUUGAAGAAACAGUAAAACCUCUUCCUGCUCUAGAAACAGCUAAACCUACCGAAGUAGAAGAGGUAAAGGAACAGGUUACUGUCACCGAGGAAAUAACGAAACUUGGUAAACCAAAGAAGACUACUAAAAAGAAAAUUAUCAAACGUCGUGGAAAAGAACAACAAGUGACAGAAGUUGUUACAGUUGAAGAGGGGAAAACUCCUGAAACAACUGUGACAGAAGGACCAUUAGAAGAAAUUGUUGAAGAAAUAGUAAAACCUGUUCCUGCUCUAGAAACAGCUAAACCUACCGAAGUAGAAGAGGUAAAGGAACAGGUUACUGUCACCGAGGAAAUAACGAAACUCGGUAAACCAAAGAAGACUACUAAAAAGAAAAUUAUCAAACGACGUGGAAAAGAACAACAAGUGACAGAGGUGGUUACAAUUGAAGAGGAAGGGAAAGUUCCUCAGACAACUGUAACAGAAGGACCACUAGAGGAAAUUGUUGAAGAAACAAUAAAGCCUCUUCCUGCUCCAGAAAUGGCUAAGCCUACCGAAGUAGAAGAGGUAAAGGAACAGGUUACUAUCACCGAGGAAAUAACAAAAUUAGGCAAACCAAAGAAGACUACUAAAAAGAAAAUUAUCAAACGACGUGGAAAAGAACAACAAGUGACAGAAGUGGUUACAGUUGAAGAGGAGGGGAAAGCUCCUGAAACAACUGUGACAGAAGGACCAUUAGAAAAAAUUGUUGAAGAAACAGUAAAACCUCUUCCUGCUCUAGAAACAGCUAAACCUACCGAAGUAGAAGAGGUAAAGGAACAGGUUACUGUCACCGAGGAAAUAACGAAACUCGGUAAACCAAAGAAGACUACUAAAAAGAAAAUUAUCAAACGUCGUGGAAAAGAACAACAAGUGACAGAAGUGGUUACAGUUGAAGAGGAAGGAAAAGCUCCUGAAACAACUGUGACAGAAGGACCAUUAGAAGAAAUUGUUGAAGAAACAGUAAAACCUGUUCCUGCUCUAGAAACAGCUAAACCUACCGAAGUAGAAGAGGUAAAGGAACAGGUUACUGUCACCGAGGAAAUAACGAAACUCGGUAAACCAAAGAAGACUACUAAAAAGAAAAUUAUCAAACGUCGUGGAAAAGAACAACAAGUGACAGAAGUGGUUACAAUUGAAGAGGAAGGGAAAGCUCCUGAAACAACUGUGACAGAAGGACCAUUAGAAGAAAUUGUUGAAGAAACAAUAAAACCUCUUCCUGCUCCAGAAAUGGCUAAGCCUACCGAAGUAGAAGAGGUAAAGGAACAGGUUACUAUCACCGAGGAAAUAACAAAAUUAGGCAAACCAAAGAAGACUACUAAAAAGAAAAUUAUCAAACGACGUGGAAAAGAACAACAAGUGACAGAAGUGGUUACAGUUGAAGAGGAGGGGAAAGCUCCUGAAACAACUGUGAUAGAAGGACCAUUAGAAGAAAUUGUUGAAGAAACAAUAAAACCUCUUCCUGCUCUAGAAACUGCUAAGCCUACCGAAGUAGAAGAGGUAAAGGAACAGGUUACUGUCACCGAGGAAAUAACGAAACUCGGUAAACCAAAGAAGACUACUAAAAAGAAAAUUAUCAAACGUCGUGGAAAAGAACAACAAGUGACAGAAGUGGUUACAGUUGAAGAGGAAGGGAAAGCUCCUGAAACAACUGUGACAGAAGGACCAUUAGAAGAAAUUGUUGAAGAAACAAUAAAACCUCUUCCUGCUCUAGAAACAGCUAAGUCUACCGAAGUAGAAGAGGUAAAGGAACAGGUUAUUGUCACCGUGGAAAUAACGAAACUCGGUAAACCAAAGAAGACUACAAAAAAGAAAAUUAUCAAACGACGUGGAAAAGAACAACAAGUGACAGAAGUAAUAACAGUUGAAGAGGAAGGGAAAGCUCCUCAGACAACUGUAACAGAAGGACCAUUAGAAGAAAUCGUUGAAGAAACAAUAAAACCUCUUCCUGCUCCAGAAAUGGCUAAGCCUACCGAAGUAGAAGAGGUAAAGGAACAGGUUACUGUCACCGAGGAAAUAACGAAACUCGGUAAACCAAAGAAGACUACUAAAAAGAAAAUUAUCAAACGACGUGGAAAAGAACAACAAGUGACAGAAGUGGUUACAGUUGAAGAGGAAGGAAAAGCUCCUGAAACAACUGUGACAGAAGGACCAUUAGAAGAAAUUGUUGAAGAAACAGUAAAACCUCUUCCUGCUCUAGAAACUGCUGAGCCUAGCGAAGUAGAAGAGGUAAAAGAACAGGUUACUGUCACCGAGGAAAUAACGAAACUCGGUAAACCAAAGAAGACUACUAAAAAGAAAAUUAUCAAACGUCGUGGAAAAGAACAACAAGUGACAGAAGUGGUUACAGUUGAAGAGGAGGGGAAAACUCCUGAAACAACUGUGACAGAAGGACCAUUAGAAGAAAUUGUUGAAGAAACAAUAAAACCUCUUCCUGCUACAGAAAUGGCUAAGCCUACCGAAGUAGAAGAGGUAAGGGAACAAGUUAUUGUCACCGAGGAAAUAACGAAAAUCGGUAAACCAAAGAAGACUACUAAAAAGAAAAUUAUCAAACGUCGUGGAAAAGAACAACAAGUGACAGAAGUGGUUACAGUUGAAGAGGAAGGGAAAGCUCCUCAGACAACUGUAACAGAAGGACCACUAGAGGAAAUUGUUGAAGAAACAAUAAAACCUCUUCCUGCUCCAGAAAUGGCUAAGCCUACCGAAGUAGAAGAGAUAAAGGAACAGGUUACUGUCACCGAGGAAAUAACGAAACUCGGUAAACCAAAGAAGACUACUAAAAAGAAAAUUAUCAAACGACGUGGAAAAGAACAACAAGUGACAGAAGUGGUUACAGUUGAAGAGGAAGGAAAAGCUCCUGAAACAACUGUGACAGAAGGACCAUUAGAAGAAAUUGUUGAAGAAACAGUAAAACCUGUUCCUGCUCUAGAAACAGCUAAGCCUACCGAAGUAGAAGAGGUAAAGGAACAGGUUACUGUCACCGAGGAAAUAACGAAACUUGGUAAACCAAAGAAGACUACUAAAAAGAAAAUUAUCAAACGACAUGGAAAAGGACAACAAGUGACAGAAGUGGUUACAGUUGAAGAGGAAGGGAAAGCUCCUCAGACAACUGUAACAGAAGGACCACUAGAGGAAAUUGUUGAAGAAACAAUAAAACUUCUUCCUGCUCCAGAAAUGGCUAAGCCUACCGAAGUAGAAGAGGUAAUGGAACAGGUUACUGUCACCGAGGAAAUAACGAAACUCGGUAAACCAAAGAAAACUACAAAAAAGAAAAUCAUUAAGCGCCGUGGAAAAGAACAACAAGUGACAGAAGUGAUUACAGUUGAAGAGGAAGGGAAAUCUCCUCAGAUAUCUAUAACAGAAGGGCCUAUGGAGAAUAUUAUAGAAGAAACAAUUGAAAUUCUUCCUGUUCUAGAAAAGGUGAAACCUACGGAAAUGGAAGAGGUAAUGGAACAGGUAACUGUUAGAGAGGAAAUAUCCAAAGAAGGCAAACCUAAAAAGGUCACGAAGAAGAAAGUAAUUAGACGUAAAGGAAAGGAGCAACAGAUGACUGAAUUCGUUACUAUUGAUGAGCAAGGAAAGGCUCCGGUCACAUCUGUUACUGAAACUCCAGUAGAAGAAGUAGUUGACGAAAUUAUAAUAUCACUUCCCUCGCUUGACCACGUCAAGCCUACAGAAGUGGAAGAAGUUCGUGAACAGGUAACCGUGAUUGAAGAUGUAACUGAAGAAGGUAAACCUAAAAAAAUCGUUAAAAAGAAAACAAUCAAACGAAAAGGAAGAGAGCAACAAGUCUCAGAGGUUAUUACGGUUGAAGUACAAGACAAACCUCCAAUAACUACUAUCACUGAUGGUCCUAUUGAAGAAAUAGUUGAAGAAACAAUAAAAGCUUUGCCUGUUAAACUAGGUAUAGUAGAAGAAAUCCGUGAACAAGUCACUGUCAUUCAAGAAAUAACUAAAGAAGAUAAGCCAAAGAAGACAACUAAAAAGAAAAUUAUCAAACUCAAAGGCAAAGAACAGCGAGUAACUGAUGUUAUUACAGUUGAAGAACAAGGAAAGGAACCUGUUACAACUAUCACUGAAGGCCCGGUUGAAGAAGUGAUUGAAGAAAUGAUAAAAUUAUCACCAAUUUUAGAACGAAUGAAACCAUCAGAGACAGAACAAAUUCGUGAACAAGUGACUAUUGCUGAAGAAAUAAAGGAAGGCAAACCUAAGAAAAAGAUUAUUAAAAAAAAGGAAAUUAAACAAAAAGGAAGAGAACAACAAGUGAUCGAAACUAUAACUGUUGAAGAGGAAGGAAAGCUUCCAGUUACAACGAUUACCAAAGGUCCUACAGAAGAAAUAAUCGAAGAAAGUCUGAAAAUUCUAUCUGUUCCAGAAUAUGUUAAAUCAGAUGAAUUAGAAGAGAUUCGUAAACAAGUUAUUGUCACACAAGAAAUGACUGUGGAAGGUAAAUCUAAGCAAAUUACGAAGCAAAAGACAAUAAAACGUAAAGGAAAGAAACAACAAGUGACAGAAGUUGUACUAGUUGAAGAGGAAGGCAAAUCUCCUGUCACAACUAUCACUAAAGGUCCUAUCGAGGAAAUUGUGAAAGAAACUGUAAGAGCACUUCCUACUCUAGAACGUGUGGAACCAACAAAAGUGAAAGAAGUAGUUGAAGAUGUAACUGAAAUUGUUACCGAGAAAAGUAAACCAAAAAUCGUUAAAAAGAAAAUUCCUAAGAAAGUUUCUAAGAAAGUGUCUGUUCCUAAAGAAGAAAAAGAAGAAAUUCCAGAAGUUCCUGAAAUUUUUGAAGUUCCAUUAGGAAAACUUAAGAAACCAGUUAAACUUGAACGUCUCAAAGUAACUAAAGUCGAAGCCACGAAACUCGAAGUACAAGAAAUACCUACGAAUAAACCUCAAUUUGCACAAAUUAAAUUGCGUAAAACUCCAACUGUGAAACGUCCCGUAGAAAAGAAAGAAAAAAUUCCUCAAGUUCUUCUUCGAAGUCGAAUUACACCUAUAGAAUGGCCUUCAGCUGUAAAAUAUUUGAAAAUCGAGGAAUUUGAACCGAACAAAGUUCAAAAUGGCAUUUUAUCUCGCAAUGUUGAAGAAACUGCCAUUUUAUCAAAACCUAAAAAGAAGAAGGUAAAACGUUUGGAAAAAGAAAUAGCCAAACUGGAAAAACUGGAUCAAGAAUUCGAGGAAUUGAAAAAAGAAUUACCUCUGGAAAAACUUGAAGAGUCUCUAAUAGAGAAACCAGAAAAGAAAGUGAAGAAAAAGAAACUUGUUGAAAAGAUUAAAGGUGAAAAACCAAAGUUGAUGAAGAUGACCAUUAAAGAACAGAAACCUAUCAAACCGAAAAUUGAGGAACCAGUUACUCCUCUGUUUGCACGAAUUAAACUAAAAAAAGCACCUAUUAAACCAAAAAAGAAAGAAGAUAAAGAUGAAAUCAAGUUCCCUAAGGUUUUAUUACGCAGUCAUAUCACGGAACAUGAAUGGCCACCAUCUAUCAAAUAUCCUAUUAUCACUGAACUUGAACCUAAUUAUGUGCAGAAUGGUGAACUAUCUCGCACUAUGGAAGAAGCAUUGAAACUAAAGAAAGUGAAACACAAGAAAGUAAAACUUCCAGAAAAAGAAAUAACAGAAUUGGAAAAACUGGAUCAAGAGUUCGAGAAAUUAGAGAAAAUUCCAUUAGAAAAAGAAGAAGAAAUAGCAUCGUAUGAACGUAAGCCUAAAUUCAAAGAAGAAGAAGAAGAAAAGAAACCGAAAAAAUUGAAAAUAGGUAAAGGAAAGCCUCGGCCUGCGGAAGAGGAGGAGCCAGAAGUAAUCAAAUUGAAUAAAAUACCGGAAAAAGUUCCAAGUGUUUCAGAAAAGCUUGUUCCUAUUGCAAAGAAAAAAGAUGAAAUAGAUAGACCUGAAAAAGAGAAAAAAGAGAAAGAAUAUCCUGAAUUAAAACCAUUCGAACCAUACGAAAUAGAAACAACCGAAAUAGAAUUAGAAGAACUAGAAAAAUUAGAAUAUCCAAAGAAACCAGAGAAAAUGCCUAAAAAGACGCUAACUAAGAAACUGAAGAAAGAACACAAAAUACCGGCUCAGGAAACUGAAGCUGUUCCAAUAGUACCCGGUGUUCCAAAAUCGAGAGAAUCUCAAGAAGAAGAAGAAAUUAAAAGAAGAAUUCCUGAAUAUGAAGCUUUAAAAGAGGAGCCAGAGAAAAUUAAACUGAAACCUUGGAAGAAAUCUGAAAAAGAAAAAGAGCAAGAAAAGAAAUCUAAGUAUUAUCUAAAAUUCGUUCCCAAAGACGACGAUGUUGUUGAAACUGUCGAGAUUGUUACGACCGUGAACACGGAAGAAACACCAGAAAAGAAACAACGAAAAAUUAAAAAGAAAAAAACCACAACGAAACGGAGAAACGAGAAACCGAAAGUUGUCGAAGAGAUAACGAUAGAAGAAGAGGGUAUAGAGCCUAUAGUAACGGUCGAAGAAAUUGUCGAGGAUAAACUCGAAGCCGUAUCGGUCGAAUUGAAACCUAUGCUCGUUGAAGAAAUCAAAGAAGAGAUAAUAACAAGCGAGAUCAUGAAUGAGGACGGAACAAAGAAAAUGGUGCGCAAAAAGCGCGUCACAAGAAAACGCGAAGGUAAAGAACAGAUCACCGAAGAGGUGGUCGUGGAAGAGGAAGGUAAAGAACCAUUAACAGCAACAACAGAACUUCACGAAGACACUACACAAGAAAUACACGAAAAACCAAAACACAAAAGACCAACAAAACCAAAAGCUGACGAGAAAGUGACGGAAGAUAUCACGAAGGAAGUUGUAGAACAGAAAAUUGUUGAGGAAAUCAAGAAAAUACCAAAGAUUGUCAAAAAGAUUAUUAAGAAAAAACCUCUUAAAACUAAAGAUGAAGUAACAGAGGAAGUAGAAGAAAUAAUAAUAGAGCAACCUGAUGAACAAGAAGCACAACCAAUCAUGGAGGAACUAGAAACAGUGACAAUCACUGAACAUGAUGUACGAAAGAUACCGAAGAAAAAGAAAGAAGUCAUUAUUAAGGAGGAAGAGGAGAUCUUUGAGACGAUCGAGACACCAACCCAAAAAAUUAUUAAGAAGAAGAUUCGUCCUAUGAAGAAAGGAGGAGAAGAAAUCGUGGUGGAAGAAAUAAUUCAGAAACCACGCGAGGAAACCAUAGAAAUGGAGGAACAAAAAAUAGUAGAAGUGAUCGAGACACCUACAAAGAAAGUAGUGAAGAAAAUAAAAGAGAUAGUAAAAGAUGACGGUAUACCCGAAGAGAUUAUUGAAGAGAUCGUAAUCGAAAAACCACAGAAAGAAAAAGCGAAAUCUAUCGUGGAAGAAGAAAAGGAAAAGAUCAAAAUAACGAAAAUUGAUCUGAAACAAGCACCCAAAAAACCAGAAGAAAUAGUUGAAGAAGAAGAAGAAAUAAUUGAAAUUAUUGAAACUCCAAUGCAAAAGAUUAUUAAAAAGAAACCAAAAGAUAAAAAGAAGAAAAUAGUGGAAGAAGUUAUACAAAAAACAGUAGAAGAAGCAAAGGCAAUGGAGGAAUGUGAAAUUGUGGAAAUCAUUGAAACACCGACAAAAAAAAUAAUCAAGAAGAAGAAAGCGAUUUUCACAGAAGGAAAAACUCCUGAAGAGGAACUUGAAGAAAUCGUUAUUGAAAAACCUGUUAAAGAAAAAAUCCAAAAGGAUGUCAUACCUCAAGAAGGCAUAGAAAUCACUGAAAUUAUUACUGAAACUUCUGUCGAACAACUGUUACCUGAAAAGAAAUUUAAACCAGAAAAGAGCAAGCCCAAGCCUUCAGAAGAGGAAGAAGAAAAGACAGAGAUGACGCAGAUAGAAAUGAAAAGAGUUCCAAAGAAAAAAGAAAAACCAAUUGCAACGAUUGAAACAGAAGAUAAAGAAGAGAUUAUAGAAGAAAUAAAACCUGAAGUGAAAAAAGAAAAAGCUAAACCAACUGAGAAAGAGAGCGUUGAGAUAACUGAAAUGAUUUCGGAAGUAAUAACAGAAAAACUUCCUGAAGAAGUUAAACUUAUGAAAAAGAAAGCUACUAAAAUUAAGAAAACGGAAGAAAAAGUCCCAAAGAAGGAAGUAAAAGUAAAGAAAGCACCGAAAGAAGCUAUGCCUCAAACAGAAGAAGAGCCAGAAGAAGUACAAGAAUUAAUUACAGAAAAACCAAAGAAAACUGAAGCAAAAAAAGAAGUCACGUCUCAAGAGAGUAUCAUAAUUACCGAAGUCAUUCCUACAACUGCAGAAAAAGCAUUAGAAGUAAAAAAACCGGAAGAAGAUAAAGCUGUAAUCAAAGAAAAGAAAGAAAAAGUAGAAGAGAAGAAAGUAACUGUGAAAAAGGCCCCUAAAAAGAAAUUUAUACCAACGGAUACUGAAGAGGAACAAAUAGAAGAAAUAAUAGAAGAGAUAACACCAGAAGAACUGAAAAAGAAAAAAGCUAAAGAAACUAUCCUUCCUAAGGAAGAGAUACAGAUAACCGAAAUGAUUCCUGAAGUUAAAACAGAAGAGAUAAAAGAGAAAAAAUCAAAAGAAGAAAAAGCUGUUCCCAAAGAAGAAGAAAAAGUGGAAGAAGAGGCAAAGAUUACUGAAGUUUCCAUAAAGAAAGUACUCAAAGAAAAGGAAAAGAAAGAAAUUGUAACGAACGGUGAGAUUGGAGAAAAACCGAAAGAAAUUCCUGAAGAAAAACUUGAAUUAAAAGAAGAGGCAGAAAAACUCAAAAAAGAGAAACCAAAAGAAAUAAAACCAGAAGAAAAGAAAGCAAAGGAAGAGAAAUUAAAAAAGAAAAAAAUACCAGAAAAGAAACCUAUCGUUGUGAAAGAAGAACAGUUCGAAGAAAGAAUAGAAGAAAUAGUAGAAGAAAAGCCAAAGAAAAUCGAGCCCAAGAAAGAAAUUAUAUCAAAGGAAACUAUAGAAACUAUUGAAAUUAUUUCAGAAAUUGUUGCCGAAGAAUUAUCAACGAAAAAACCUGAUGAACAUAAAGCAAUAUCUAUCGAAGAAAAAUCAGAUGAAAAAAUUACAGUUGAAGAAGUCUCAAUAGAAAAAGCUCUAGAAAAGAAAGAGAAAAAAAUACCAGAAGAGAAAUCGAUCGAAGAAAUUCCUGAGAAACCAAAGGAAAUAAAGAAGAAGAAGAAAAAGAAAAUAGUUAAGAAAGAUGAUAUCGAAGAAUGGAUAGAACCAGAAUAUGAACGACCUGUACUGGAACCUAUGCCUGAGAAGAUACAAUGGGAACCAAAGAAGAAAGUAAAAAAAUCUUUACCAGAAUCCUUGCAGAAACUGAUACCUCAGAAAAUCGAAAGAAAAGAGAUCAAACCUACGAAGUUAAAGUAUUCAGAACCUACAGAAACUGUUCAGUUUGCUGCAAUUAAAUUAAAGAAAGUAAUGAUUCCGAAAAAGAAGGAAAUUGAAGAACCCAAAUUUCCGAAAAUUAUGUUACGAAGCAGAAUUACAUUUGUCGGAGAUUAUCCACCUGAAAUACAAUAUCCAAAGAUAAGCGAACUGGAAGAAAAUCCAGUUCAAACGGGUAUUUUGUCUAGAAAUACUGAAGAAGCUCUUGAAAUUCUAAAGAGGAAAGUGAAGAAGAUUAAACUUCCCAAGAAAGAAGUCACAGAAUUAGAAAAAUUGGACCAAGAAUUCGAAGAAUUGAAAAAAGUUCCUUUGGAAAAAAUAGAGGACAAAUCGAUAUAUGAACGUCCACCAAAGAAACCUGCAGAAAAACCAGAAGAUUCACAAAAGUUAGUUAUUGGAAAAGGCAAGAUUCCAGAAGAAAAGAAAGCAGAAUCUGAAAUGAUGAAAUUAAAAAAGAUUCCUGAAAAGAAACCGGAAAAAAUUGAAGAACCAUUGAAGAAAUCAGUCAAACCAGAAUCUGAAAAGGAAGUUAAGCCAGGAAAGAAGGAAAAACCAAAGAUGAAAUUAGAACACGAAGAACUAAGACCAUUGGAGUUUGACAAACCAGAGCUCGAAAAAUAUGUGCCCGAAGAACGUGAGGAAUCAGAAAAACCGGCACCAGAACCAGUACCAAAAUCAUAUGAAAGAGAGAAAAAGAAAAAACCAGAUCAAGAAAUAGAACAAAUUCUUUUGAUAAAAGGAGAACCUAAACCACCAGAACCAGAUAAAGAACCGGAAGUUAAGUUUAGAAUACCUCAGAAAGAAAAACCAGAGAAAGAACCGGAAAAAGUAACGUUAAAAGGAUGGAAGAAAGAUAAACCUGAAGAUGAAGGCAUCAAAGAGUUUCCAGCGAAGGAAGAAGAAGAAGAAACUCCUACGGCACCUAAAGAAGAAGCAGAAGAGAUCAUUCUGAAGCGCAAAGUAAAACUAAAGAAACCUAAAGAAAAAGAGGAAGAGGUAACGUUCAAGAAACCAGAAGAAAAGAUAGCUGAGGAAAUAAUUGAAGAAAUAAAGAAACCUAAGGCAAAGAAGCCCGUGAAGGAAAAAGAUAUUGAUGAAAUCACUAUAAAAAAAUCUAUCGUGGAGGAAAAGAAUGAAGAGGAAAUUCCUGAACAAAUAAUACUUAAGAAAAAGAAACCAAAAGAAAAACCAGUUUCAGAAGAAAUAAAAGAAGAAAUUACAUUAAAAAAAUUAAAAGAGAAAGUGUCUGAAGAUGUAAUACAACAGAUAGAAAUCAAGAAACCUAAAGAAAAAAAAUCAGUUGAGGAAGAAGCAGCUGGUGAGAUCACCAUUAAAAAGUCAGUUCCUGUAGAAAACAAAGAAAAAGAAAUCCUAGAAGAAGUGACUUUAGAGAAAAAGAAAGGAACAGUUUUAGAAGAAGUGAACGAAGAGCUUAUAUUGAAAAAACCAAUUCCAAAAGAAAAAGUACCGGAAGAAAUAACCGAACAAGUAGAGAUAAAGAAACCACAAAAGAAAAAACCUGCAGUAAAAGAGGCAGUUGAUGAAAUCACUAUCAAGAAACCUAUACCUGUAGAAAAAGAAGAAGAAGAGAUUAUAGAGGAAGUUACAUUAAAGAAAAAGAAACCUAAAGAGAAACCAGUUCUAGAAGAAAUGAAGGAAGAGAUUAUAUUGAAAAAACCAGUAGCAAAAGAAACAGUACCCGAAGAAGUAACCGAACAAGUAGAGAUAAAGAAACCACAAAAGAAAAAACCUGCAGAGGCAGCUGAUGAAAUCACUAUCAAGAAACCUGUACCUGUAAAAAAAGAAGAAGAAGAGAUUAUAGAGGAAGUUACAUUAAAGAAAAAGAAACCUAAAGAGAAACCAGUUCUAGAAGAAGUGAAGGAAGAGAUUACAUUGAAAAAACCAAUAGCAAAAGAAACACCCGAAGAAGUAAGCGAACAAGUAGAGAUAAAGAAACCGAAGAAGAAAAAACCUGUAGAAGAAGAGGCAGCUGAUGAAGUUACUAUCAAAAAACCUGUACCUGUAGAAAAAGAAGAAGAAGAGAUUAUAGAAGAAGUCACAUUAAAGAAAAAGAAACCUAAAGAGAAACCAGUUCUAGAAGAAAUGAAGGAAGAGAUUAUAUUGAAAAAACCAGUAGCAAAAGAAACAGUACCCGAAGAAGUAACCGAACAAGUAGAGAUAAAGAAACCACAAAAGAAAAAACCUGCAGAAAAAGAGGCAGCUGAUGAAAUCACUAUCAAGAAACCUGUACCUGUAGAAAAAGAAGAAGAAGAGAUUAUAGAGGAAGUUACAUUAAAGAAAAAGAAACCUAAAGAGAAACCAGUUCUAGAAGAAGUGAAGGAAGAGAUUACAUUGAAAAAACCAGUAGCAAAAGAAAAAGUACCGGAAGAAGUAAGCGAACAAGUAGAGAUAAAGAAACCGAAAAAGAAAAAACCUGUAGAAGAAGAGGCAGCUGAUGAAGUUACUAUUAAAAAACCUGUACUUAUAGAAAAAGAAGAAGAAGAGAUUAUAGAGGAAGUUACAUUAAAGAAAAAGAAACCUAAAGAGAAACCAGUUUCUGAAGAAAUAGCUGAGGAAGUUACACUAAAAAAACCAAUUCCAAAAGAAGAAGAAAAAGAAAUAAUCGAAAAAGUUGAAAAGAAACCAAAAAAGAAAUCAGUACAAGAAGAGGUUUCCGAUGAAGUGACUAUUAAAAAGCCAAUUUCUGUAGAGAAGGAAGAAGAAGAAAUAAUAGAAAAAGUGACAUUGAAGAAAAAGAAACCGAAAGAGAAACCGGUUUCAGAAGAAGUAACGGAAGAACUUACACUUAAAAAACCAAAAGGAGAAGAAAAAAUACCUGAAGGAGUAACCGAAAAAAUAGAAAUGAAAAAACCUAAGAAGAAAAAGCCGACAGUAGAAGAAGCUGCCGAUAAAGUAACGAUCAAAAAAAUCGUUGAAGAAGAAAAGAAAGAAGAGGAAGUUCCUCAGGAGAUUGUACUAAGACCAAAAUCGAAGAGGAAAUCAAUCGUAGAAGAAGAAGAAGAAAUCACUGAAGUAACCAUCACAAAACCAAAACCGGUCGAAGAAGAAAAGAAAUCAGAAGAAGUUGAAGUAUCUCUGAAAAAGAAGCCAAAGAAGAAACCAGUUGUUGAGGAAGAAGCUGCCGAUGUAACUAUCAAAAAGUUUAUUUCUACAGAGGCUGAAGAAGUGCCCGAAGAAUUUACCAUCAAGAAAAAAAAGAAAUCAGAAAAGAAACCGAUGAUCCCAGAAGAGGUCGAAGAAACUGCCGUGACCAUAAAAAAACUUCGUAGUCCCAAGGAACCAAAAGAAGAAGAAAAAGUAUCAACUGAAAUACAAAUAAAGAAGAAGAAACCUGAAAUCAAAGAGGAAGCGACUGAAGAACUAACUAUUAAAAAGUUCGAAGAAAUGAAACAACCUGAAGAAGAAGAAGAGGUACAAGAAUUCACCGUGAAACGAAAACCUCCGAAACAGCCUCCUAAGCCGAUCGAAGAGAUUUACGAAGAUGUUACUCUUCGAAAAUUACGUCCAAAGAGAAAACCAAGGCCAGAUAUUAAUGAAGUGACUGAAGUAGAAAACGUAACGUUCCGACCACGGUCCACAAAGACCAAAGAAGAUGUAGAACAAGAAUUCAAAAUUUCAUUGAACACCUAUGAGGAAGAAGAUAUUUCGAUGUCCGGUAAAGUUCGAUUGAAGCCCAAGAAACGGCCAAUGACAUAUUCUGAAGAGGCUGGAGAAGAAACGAUCAAGAUAAUACAGGAAAUCGAAGAUGAUUCCGGGCCUAUCAUAGAAGAAAUCAUAGAAUCGGAUGAAGAGGCCAAAGAUCAGUACAGUAUCGAGGAAUUGGAAACUGACGAAAUGAAGCUUCCACUCAGAAAGAGGAAGAAGAAGGUACCUAAACCAUAUAAAGUGGAAGAUGUCGAGGAAGGUGACGUGAAACUGAAAUUGAAACAUGAAAGAAAAUACUCCAUAGAGGAAAUUGACGAAACAUUGGCGUUGAAGUUAAAGGCCAAAAGACGCGUAUCCACUUAUGAAGAAGAAGAGGCAUCGCUUAGUAUCACCAGAGAAGAAGAUAUUUCAGAGGGAGAAGAAAUCGAAUAUGUUGUACGCGAUGGCGAUACAAUGUUCUCGAUUUGCUCGUAUGUGGCAGAAACCGACGAAGCCAUUAACCUCGUUGAAGGAGAAAGAGUUUACAUUAUCGACCAUACGAAUCAGGAUUGGUGGUUCGUGAAAAAACAUUUGACAGAAGAAAAAGGUUGGGUUCCAGCGCAAUAUCUUCUCAACGAAGUCCAUUAUACUCAUUAUCUGCAACGCAAAUUACACGAGAAAAUUGACAAAUUACCUGUAUUUGAAAAACCUGGACCUGGAGAGAAAACAUCAGCACCAAGAUUCAUCGAAAAAUUGCAGCCAAUUCAUACACCAGAUGGUUAUACAGUUCAAUUCGAAUGUCAAGUGGAAGGAUUACCAAGGCCUCAGAUAACAUGGUUCCGACAAACUGCUAUCAUUAAACCGUCCGCUGAUUUCCAAAUGUACUACGAUGAUGAUAACGUAGCAACUCUGAUCAUCAGGGAAGUAUUCCCUGAAGAUGCUGGCACUUUCACCUGUGUUGCCAAAAACGCUGCUGGUUUUGCUUCUAGUACUACGGAAUUGAUCGUGGAAGCGCCUCUUUCUGAUCAUGGGUCAGAUCUGACUGGUCCAUCCAGAAAGAGUUUGUCUAGAGAAUCAUCGCUCGCCGAUAUUUUGGAAGGAAUACCACCGACGUUCUCUCGAAAACCAAAAGCAAAAUACGUCAACGAGGGUGAAGAUGUAAUAUUGGAAUGUCGAUUGGUAGCAGUACCAGAACCUGAAAUAACGUGGUACUAUAAGGAUACGCAGAUCACAACUAAAGAAAACAUCGUAGUUGCUACUGAAAGUGAUAUGCAUAUGUACUGCAGCGUGAUUAAAAUUACCAAAGUGCAAAAGAAGCAAGAAGGAAAGUACACCAUCGUCGCUAAGAAUAGGGAAGGUGAAGCUACCAUUGAGAUUCCUAUGAAGGUGAAGACUGAUAAACACGAACCACCAGAGAUUCUAGAACCAUUGCAAUCAUACGUAAUACGAGAAGGUGAAACCGUAGUAUUGUCGACACAAAUCGUAGGAAAUCCAGCUCCUAAAGUGACUUGGUAUAAGAAUGGUAAACCAUUGAAGGAUCUGAUCCCGAAACAAGAUGACCACGUGAAUACGUUAACGUUGAUUCAGCCCCAAGUAUCUGAUAGUGGAGAUUAUUCUGUCAUAGCUAUUAACGAUCUUGGCAAAGUUGAAACGAAAGCUACAUUGACAGUUGAAAUAAACUUGAAUCCUUCGCUGACCAUUAGCUUCCAACAACAUGCGUACGAACACUACACUUUAACCAAGGAGAUACCAAGCGGAGCACCAGAACCGCCACUUUUUACGGAACGAUUCCAAGAGCUUACUGUUCCCCAAAAAGGUACCUUCAAAUUAGUCGCGAAGGUUACUGGAAAUCCUGUACCAGAAGUCACGUGGUUAAGAAAUAAUAAACCUUUGGAAAAAUCGCCAAAUAUCAUUGAAACUUAUGACGGUGAAAACAUCGUGUUGGAGAUCAGGAACGCGGAUUCAGAAGUGGAUGCAGGAGAUUAUAAAUGCAUCGCUAGUAAUCCAGUUGGAAAAGCCUCUCAUGGUGCCAAGGUUACGGUGGAUGUGGAAAAAGUAACAUUCACGAAAACUCUGGAGAAGAAAAUGAUCGUCGACGAAUACAAGACCUUGGAAUUGAUCUGCGAAACAUCGCAUACGGUAUCGACAAAAUGGUGGCACAACGAUAAAGAGAUCAGUGGAAUGGAUCAUCGUGAAAUUGUUCAAGAAGGACGAGUGCACAAGUUGAUAAUCAAGAGAACUAGUCCUACUGAUGAAGGAACUUAUAAAUGCACUGUGAAGAAUCAAUCAACAUCCAGCAAAGUUACUGUAAAAGCUACCAAACCAGAAUUCGUGAAGAAGUUACAAGAUUGUGAAGUAAAAGAGCGUGAGAUCGCCAUUUUGGAAGUUGAGAUUACGUCGCAGACAGCGGACGUGAAAUGGUUCAAGGAUGGCGAAUCCUUGGGACCAAGUAAAGAAAAAUUAGAAUUCGUGAAAGAUGGCACCAUUAGAAAAUUACUAAUUAGAAGCACAUCUGUCCAUGAUGAAGGAGAAUACACGUGCACCCUUAUGGAUGAGAAAUGUACAGCAGAAGUCACUGUUAUUGAAUUACCACCAGAAAUCAUCACGAAGAUGCAAGACGUGACGAUAGCAAGAGGCGAGAGAGCGAUUUUCGAGAUAGAAUUGACAAAAGGAGACGCUUUGGUUCGAUGGUUCAAAGAUGGCCAAGAACUACAAUUUUCCGAACACGUACAACUGUCGAUAGAUGGCAAGAGGCAGAGAUUAAAGAUAUAUGACACGGAACCGGAAGACGCGGGUGUUUAUUCAUGCGAAGUCGGUCAACAAAAAUCAUCUGCCAAGUUGAUCGUGGAAGAACCAGGUGUGGACUUCAUCACUAGAUUACCAGAUGUCACACUUGUACCGUUGAAUGCAGAUGCCGUUUUCGUCAUUGAAAUAUCGCGAGAUGUUCCAGUUACAUGGAUGAGGAAAUCGGAAGUAAUUAAGGAAUCAUCAAAAUAUAGUAUCGUCGAUGAAGGCACAGUAAAGAAACUGAUAGUAAAAAAAUGUACUACUAAAGAUAUUUCAGAAUACACAGCUGCUGUAACAAAUGUGAAAACAUCAUCGAAAUUAAGAGUUGAAGUCAUUGAAGUGGCACCAAAAAUUAGUCCAGACACACCCAAGAAGUACAAGGUAAGAAAGGGUGAAGACCUUGAAAUAGUAGUGAAAUUCACCGCGACACCGAAACCAAACGAUGAAUGGACAGUGAAUGGUCAUGUGGUUACGAAAUCGAAACGUGUUGUGCCAUCGAUCGAUGAAGAAUCCGCGAUCUUAACUAUCAGAAAGAUUCAAGAAGAAGAUGUUGGUGAUUACAUUCUGAAACUAAUGAACAAUGUUGGAGAGGCUAGCAUAGAAAUCAAUGUCGUCAUCGUUCAGGUACCAAGUGCACCUGGUGCACCAGAACCACUGGAAAUAACUGAGAACAGUGUCACGCUUCACUGGAAGAAACCAGAUUCAAAUGGAAACUCGCCUAUUGUCGAGUAUAUUCUGGAGCACCAAGAAAAGACUGAAACUACGUGGACCAAAGUUGUAGAAACGAUAAAAGAAACAACUCAUAAAGUAACAAAAUUAACUACGAACAAAGAAUAUACCUUCCGUGUAACAGCUGCAAACGAAGCUGGACCAGGCGAAACAUCACCAACUUCUCCAUACAUAAAGAUAACAAAACCAUUGGUUGCAGAACCACCAAUUAUCUUAGAACCUUUGAAGAGUGUUGUCGUUGGCCUUGGAGAAACUGUCAGUUUAACUUGCGUCAUUGGUGGAAUACCAGCUCCUGAGAUUACUUGGUUAAGAAAUGGAGAAAUUUUCGAAGAUAUCAGUAUCACGUACGAAAACCGUGUGUCCAAGUAUACCAUCACGAGGACAACGGAAACUUCAUCGGCAAGCUUCACUGUGAAAGCAAAGAACGAUAUAGGAACAGCGGAGACAACGUGCGAGUUGAAGGUGCAAGAGCUGCCUAAGAUCACUUACGAUGAAACACUGGCAAGUCAAAAUCUUCCCGUGAACGGUCAAUGGAAGAUCGAGAUUCAGAUGAGCGGAUUCCCAAAACCAGAAGUAACAUGGUUGAAGAACAACAAGAAAAUAGUCGACAAUCGUGUGUCUAUUGAAACGGUGGAAAAUACAUCUACCAUCUCUAUUUCUUCGCUUAGCAGGGAAGAUAGCGCCACUUACACGGUGAAGGUUGUGAAUGAAGCUGGCAGCUCUUCAGUUGAAUUACACCUUAGAGUUAUAGAUAAGCCUAGCAAGCCUCAAGGACCAGUGGUCUUCAAAGAAAUCAGACAAGAUCGUGUCACUAUCGAAUGGCGACCACCGGAAGACGAUGGUGGAAUCGAACUCGAGAAGUACACGAUCGAGAAAUAUGAACCUGGCAAGACUUGGACGAAGGUGGUCGAUAUUGAUAAAGAAGUAGAAAGUUUCUGCGUGCACAAAUUGCAACAGAAUGCCGAGUAUAAGUUCAGAAUCAUCGCUAGGAACGCUGUUGGAGCCUCUGAACCUCUGGAAUCGGAAACGGUCAAGAUGAGGACUUCCUUCGAACCACCUGGACCACCAAGAGGACCUCUGGAAGUAUCAGGAAUGACGAAAACAUCGUUCACGAUAAAAUGGCAGCCUCCAGAAAAUGAUGGAGGAACACCAAUAACAGAAUACAUCAUCGAGAUUAAAGAAGAAUCGAAGAAAGCUUGGCAAAAAAUCGGCAGCACAAAGCACGAAACGACACAAUUCGGCGUAUCGAAUCUAAAGACAGAUGUGCCAUACAACUUUAGGAUAACAGCUAAGAACAGCGUUGGUACUGGUCCUCCUUACGUGGCUGAAGAACCAAUUGCACCAGGCAGACGAAUCAAAAUAACAAAAAUGACCGAAAGCACUAUGUACGCUCUGCUUGGUAUAUUUCCGCCGACGAAAAUAAUUAUCAGCAAAACACCACCAUCGAGUCCGCAACAUGUACAAGUGAUAAAUGUUACCAGCAAGAGCGUAACGCUCAGUUGGUCUCCACCAGCCAGCAAUGGAGGAACAGAACUCACAGGUUACAUAAUCGAAAAGAGGCCAUUGAUUGGAAAAGGAGCGAGAUGGACAAAAGUUGUCACUCUGGAUGCUACCACACUUCAAUAUUGUAUAGAGAAUUUGAAAGAGAGCGAAUUUAUCUUCAGAAUCUUCGCUGAGAACAACAUGGGACUCAGCUUACCUACAAACUCAGAACCAGUUACCUUGAUGACACAUGCCAAUGUUCCAUCACCACCAACUGCACCAUUAGAAAUCAGGCAGAUUGCAGCAAACACAGUCGUUAUUUCAUGGGGCAGGCCGGAAUCAGAUGGCGGUGCGCCAUUAGAAAGUUACAAAAUUGCUAUUAGGGAUGCAAAAAAGACUAUGUGGAUGGAAGUAGGCAGAGUGAACGCAGAUACACAGAAAUUAAAUAUCAGAGAUCUUCAGGAGAAUCACAUGUAUCUGAUCAGGAUCUUUGCCAAAAACGAAGUCGGUCUCAGUGAUCCUCUAGAGUCUGAUGAACCUGUUAAAAUCAUACCAGUUUCCGAAUUAGCCGUAGUGGAGCCAAUCGCAGAAAUGACCGAAAAGGGUGAAACCGCAUCGGUCAGUUUCAGUACAGAGAACACGAGUUCUUGGUUACGUGAGCAUAACAUGGACGCCGACAUCCAUUCGUACGCGAGAGCAAGACUUCUUAGACAAGACGAGUACUUCUUCCGCAUUUGGCAUUAUGCUAAGAAACUUUUCGAAUAAGCAUUUUUACGAUUACGGCGUGAAAAACUAAGAACGAAAUUCACAUUCUUUCUUCGUUUUAUCGAGGACCAUAUAAUUUAACGCGUUAGCGAGAUAAAGAAAACGAAACAAUAAUGGACAGAUUUUUUUUAUUAAUUUAAUGCGUUUUUCGAGAUAUUUCGUUUCUCUUCUCUUCUAUUUUUUUUUUCUUCAACGAAAUUUGAGAGAAUCAUAUUUCUAUAAAAAUCGAAAAUUAUUUUCCUCUUUAACGAAACUUUUUGUUGUAGCGUCAGAUAUUUUCGACGUUUGAUCUCUCGCGUGAACACCGUAUAUACGUAUAAUAUACGAAAGAUUAAUGACAUUGUUACAUCGUUCCUCUUUUAGAAUCACGCGUAUAGAGACUAGAUUUAUUUUAAGGAUCACUAUUGGAUGGGUGUAGAAUCUAGUCAGCAUAGAAUAAUGAUAUUAUUAUUAUUAUUAUUUUCUUUCUCAUCUUUUAACGGACCAAGACUUCCUCACGCAUACUUGGAAUCAAACACAAAUGGAAGAAUUAUUUCUUCCGAUUCACGAAAUAAUCGCCAUGAUUUAAUAACCAUGUAACUGAAAAUUCGUAAGUCAAAAAAAAAAAUUAAGAAACUUUAUCGAUAAUUUUCAUGAUAUCUAAGUAAGCAUUUUUAAUUAAUUAAUUUAAAUUUCGUUAAAUAUAAUCAUUAUUUAAAAUUAAUUAGUUUUAAAUUAAAUUUAUAAUAAAUAAUAUCAGUCGAUAUCAUGAACAUUCAGUAUAACGUUUCUUCUUUUUUUUUUUUUGAAUUAUUAAAGAUGGUAAAAUAUUAAAAUUUUAUCUUUCAAUCACGCAAAUCAAACGAACGAAUUUUCAGUCGCAUCGAAUUGUAUUUAAAAAAAGAAUAUCCUGAUUUCCUCGAGAUAUUCCUUUCGGUAAACGAGAAGCUCUAUUAUCAAUCAUUCGACGAGAAAAUUUUAAACUUCUCCGAGACUCGAUUCGUCGGUGAAUGUGAUAAACGAUCAGAAUCAAUCGAGUACCAUAUGUAAAGAAGCGAUUUAGAGUGAUUAAGGAUUAAUUGAACAACCCUUUCUCUACCAAUCCUUUAUUAUCCCUUUCGUUACCCUAUCUACCACCUUUUCUAUUUAUAUCAUGAAUACGAACGGAAAGAAACGUUCGUUUACUCCUACCCGAGUUUGCGAGGAUUACUUUUAGGAUUAUUUAUUCGUAAAUGUAUAAUAUUAUGUUUAAUUGUUACACGUUACCAUUACCGUUAUUAAUUAAUUAAAAUCGUUCGUUAAUGUGAUCGGCAUCAUUGCUGAUGCUCGUACGACUGGUUAUUUGAAGAGACUAGAGAAAACGAGGGAAUGCCACGCGUGGUUGGUGUCGCGAGACGUAACAAAAUAUAGGUGCAAGAACAACAACAACGUUCACCAACUGCGUGUCGCAUACUUCAUUAUAUUGUAAGAAAUCAAUUUUUUUGCGAAUUAAAUUAUUGCAAACGGUA
Apis cerana (Asiatic honeybee) is the source of this 77348-nucleotide messenger RNA. RefSeq names its product sallimus (gene sls). The record is from RefSeq and is a predicted model, not a curated record. Gene Ontology annotation, molecular function: protein binding. Lineage: Eukaryota; Metazoa; Arthropoda; Insecta; Hymenoptera; Apidae.